Molecule: messenger RNA, 50043 nt
Organism: Podarcis lilfordi (Lilford's wall lizard)
Lineage: Eukaryota; Metazoa; Chordata; Lepidosauria; Squamata; Lacertidae
Source: the annotation of a GenBank genome assembly
AUGGAGGAAAGCACUCCGCUCGGUGCCACCGACACAGUCCUGAUGUCAAGUCCUUUUGACAAGCUGACAGACGCCUGGGCGCAGGGGGGAGCGGCAGCAGCAGCAGCAGCAGCAGCAGCAGCGAGAGGAGGAGGAGAGAGAAAAUAUUUUCCGUGUCUUCGCCUGAAGUCAUUCUGUGGUUUUUGAAAAAAUGUGCUGUAUAUUUUCAGGGCUGUGUCACAUGAUCUGCUGGGGUUAUGAAUAGCCGAGUAUAAUGAUUUCUUAGUGAACGUUAAAAAAAAAAAGAAAAGAGAGAGAGAGAGAGAGAGUGAUUCUCAGCGAGAGGGAGGCUCACACUCGCUCAGGAACAGCAGGGAGAGAGAGACGGGACGUGGAAAGUUCCCCCGGCUCCAGGUGUUCUCUCUGCGUGUCGAGCCCACUCAGACGACCAGGUGAGUGGGCAGCACGCGGGGCCUGGACAGAAGGCGUGAGAGGUCAGAUGGCGAGUUCUGCAUCUGGAUUUACUUUCCUCGCCACUGCGCCGGCUUUUUGUGGCGCGCGGGGGGGGGGCAGUGGGCUGGGUGGACACGUAUCUGCUGACUUUUUCUUUUUGACUUCCCGAGGCCUUGAAGCCUGCUGUUUGAAAAAAACUUUUCGCGUGGCGCUGUGGGUGGGGGGAUCGGGCUGUUGGAGCGCGCGCACGUGUGUAUGGAGAGAGGGCGAGGAGAGCGGGUGUCUCUUGAGCCGACAGACCUUGGCGACUGCUCGGCGGCCCCACGUGCGAGGCAAGCGACUGCCGAGCGCCCGAAUGGAGUGGAGUGUGGCAUUGGGGCCGGUGCACGUGUGAGCGGGGAGGAGUGCGUGCAAGGGCAUCUCUGCGCGCGUGAGCUGGGUCCACUUGGUGGCCUUCAGUGGUCGCUCUCCUGUGAUCCCGCUUAGGGCUUCGAGGGAUGUCUUCUCCCGAUGCUGGGUUUGUGUUCCUGACCUCUGAUCGUGGGAAGGCGCCCUCAGCCACGGGCACAGCUGUGCGGCAAUUCAAGAGGGCGCAGGGUAGGCAAACCCCGGGCUGGGUUUUUGCGCGCGCCGACGGAGAGGCGCCGUUGCUCUUUGAACCUGCCUCCUUCUCUCUCCUGCGCCUUCAGCAUCUCUGCUCCUGCUCGAACCCGCGUCGUCUGAAGCUGGCAAGCAUAUGGCGCAGGGGAGCAGGCGGAAGCUGGGGGCGCCGAGCCGCCUUGCCUUCGGCUGCCCACGGCGCUCCUGAGGGAGAGCUGCUUCCCAGCAAGAAGGGCAGGAGGUUCUUCUGAGGUUCCAGCUCUGUUUUGGAGGGGAAAGCCGGGCAGUGGGUGGAGCGGAAGGGCGAUGGGUCUCCAGGCGUCUGAGCCUUCAGAGGAAGACGGGGCUGAUCGAAGGCUGCCUUCUGGAGACUCUUUGGGAAGUUCCGGGGUGCUUUGGAUAAUACCCCCCCUUCUUGCAACCCCCUCCCCCAAAAUAAUAGCCACAUGACUUACCAGUGCUCAGUUCUGUGUUGGGUGUGUGGCCUUCCCAGGUAAGCAGUGCCGCCAUCUUGGCACCCAUUGCCAUUCAAUUAAUUAACUAUUGCGGGGGGGGGGGGAGAUGGUUCAGAUCCCACCAUAGCUGUCAACUUUCAGAUUUGGAAAUAAGGGAUCAGCAGCCUCACCUGUCCUGGGGACAGUCUACGGGAUAUCUAACAAUCCGGGAUAGCAGCGGGAAACGACGCUGGAAUAAGGGAAUUUCCUGCAAAAAAGGGGAAGGUUGACAGCUAUGGAUCCCACAGUUGUUCCUUGACCGAUUCCUGGUUUAUGCCAGGAACAGAGCAAGGAAGCCUUCUUUCAACAUCCAUAAAUCCAUCCUGUAGCUGCCAUAUCACAAAACGUCCUGUCCAUUCAUUUCCUUUUCGAUUCCCCAAUUUUCCUCCCAUACAGGGACCUCUGUUGACAUCCACACAUCCAUCCAUCUGUAGCUGUUGCCCUAAACCACAGUCUCUCCCUCAUGUUUGUUCUGUGUACAACAACUUGUUGUGUGUUCAAAGAGCCCAUCUCGUGUUGCCUGUUGGCUUGGGCUGGAAUGGCGAUGACCAUGACUAACAUGUCUCUGUCCCUGUUCUUGAUCUAUUGAGUAGGCAAGGACUCUUGUUACCUUGGUGAGCUUCUCUAGGCGCCAGCAUAGCAAUGGAGCUCAUUCUAAGGCCCAGAUGUGUGACCCUCAGUCAAGUACAUGGUGACCUUAUAGGAUUCCAAAAAUAGGCAUCAGGUUGUCUGUAUGUUACCCCACACAGACCUUGAAAUCUCUCCCACACUCUCUCUCUUGGGCUGUUCUUGUAGAUUUACGUAUUAACCUAUGUAUGUGAAGCUUUUAGUGGGAAAAUGGAACCCAGGUACAGUUUGGCUCUUUUAAGUGAGCACCCCCUAAAGGAAAAUUUGGGGAUUGCUCCAUCACUCAACUUCAUUUCCCAUUGUAUCUCUCCUCUUCUUCCUCCCAAGCUAGCAGUGCACCUGGGCAUCUUCUGCUGUUUGAGGCAGGGUGGGACUAUUCUCCCUACUGUAAACAUGGAGGAAAGGCUGACAGGUAUGCAGCUAAAUUGACGUAUUGUUCAAGAAGAGCAAGGUCUAGAUUCUCCAGGUUGUGCAGAUGGAAAUACUGUGUGGAAAGGAAAACUGAUUCCCCUUCCCAUCAGGUGUCUCCUUGGUCAUAAAAUGAGACCACCUUCUCCCUACUUAUUAGCUCGGAGCAAAAAUGGGCAAGAAUUCACCUUGGACUGGAGAUGGGCUAGUAGUGUCUUCCCGUCUCUAAGGAACUGGAUUUGGGCUCACUUCCAAGACCCAGCAAUGAGAUAUCUUAGCAAAGAUGGACUCUUCUUGAAUCCCGACUGCGGUUGCUUUUGGUUCUGUGGAAUGGAACACUUCCUUGACCUUAGUCAUUAGCCAGAACAUUUGUCCAAAAAUAAACCGUUAAAGAGGUGCAAUUAAAUUCAGGUUUGUAAAUAGCUUCUUGACUGGUUGCCUGUGAUGAGUAGCAAACUGCGUCUAGGCGAUCCAUGCAGGGAAACAUUACAGGUGUUGGGUUUGUCUUGUCUUGUUUUACUUUGUGCUGUAAAGGACCCUCUGGCUGGGUGGGCUAGUAACUUCUGAGGACUUCAUUUGCAAGGCUGAUCUGAGUGCAGACCUCGUUCCGUUCAUGAUGUGCCUAUUACUCUGUGGCCUACCAUGGGAACAACUCACAUAACAGCAAUUUCUCCUACCUUUAUGACAUCACUUAGCUCAGGGCAGCAUAUUUGGUGCAUUCCUGGCCAUGUUAUCCUCACAGCAGCCUAGAUUAGGCUGAGGGAUACUGAAGGUAGUCAGAUGAGCUUCAUGGCUGAGUGCAUCUUGGAACCCAGGUUUUCUGUCUGAGUCUUUUGCCUGAUCUGGCCCCUUUUCUAGUCACUUCAGCUUGGCUGCAGAUGUGUCGGUACUGCUUUUCUUUUAAAGGGAUUGAUCACAUGAUGUGAAAACAGUGAGCAGGGGCUGCAUAUUGCCCCAAUACACUUCUGUGUGGUUCUCAUUAGAGUUUAUUUUAUUUAAAUGUUGUUUCUAGUCCUCAUGACCGUUCUGAUCUUAUCUUCCCCCACUCCUGGCACUCCUUUUCCAAGUCUUACUUCUUCCCGCCACCCCCUGCUCUAGUUCUGUCCCUCUGAUUCAGGGGUUUGCAACCUGUGGCCCUCCAACCCUAGCCACCACUGGUCACGAUCACGGAGUAUGUGAGUGAGCAGAAGCUGCAAUUUUGUUCAACCUGCUCUUAGGUGUCCAGAGUUUUAGUGUCAACUCUGAGUGAAGACAGUGUUCCUUCACUUUGUGUGUGUGUGUGUGUGUUCUGUGCAACAUGCAGCAGGCUGCAGGCAUGCUAAAUAGUAGUAGUCAUUGUGGCAGUCGUAGCUGUAGAAAUAAGUUACCAGAAUUUAUUGAGAAUGUCUGAUAAACAGCCAGAAUUCUGUCCAGUAAAACUUAUACAGAAUGCAGAGGAUUCGGGUAAAUGUUGUAGAGCAAGGAUGGCUAACCUUGCCAAUAGUCAGGGGUGGUGGGAUUUAGAAGUCCACCAAUGUUCGAUGAGCCACAGGUUCCUCAUCUCUGUUCUAGAGCAUUGGAACUGAGACACACUGCUGGCUCUUGAGCUGAUGUGAGAUGAGGCACGAGCAGCACUGCCACCACACCAAAAAGAAAUAAAAUAAAAUAAAGGAAUGUGUCCCAAAAUGUUUGUUUGGGUCAAAAGUGGCUCUCAGGUUUGAAAGCACUGGAGACCAGUUCCUCUCCCUCCAUUUUGGGGUUGGUUUGUUUUUUGCCUUUUAUUACAAAACAGAAAACACAGCACAAAGCAACACACACACUGCAACAGCAGCAGUUCCAAAGCAGCUCAAAAAAAUCGUCCACAAUGUGGAAACAACACACCCUAUUUUUGUUUUCUCAUGUUUUGGUCAACACAUUGUGGCUGAAGACCACGUUUGAAAACAUGUAUUGGAGCAGGGCCGGGCAACCUGCAGCUCUCCAGAUGUUACUGGACUACAACUCCCAUCAUCUCUGACCGUUGGCCAUGCUGGCUGGGGCUGAUGGGAGUUGGAGUCCAACAACAUCUGGAGGGCCGCAGGUUCUCCAAUCCUGACCUAGAGUAUGAUCCCCAUUCAUACAGGGCAUCAUCCAGGUCUCUUUUGCUUUGCUGUAGCCCCAUAUGAGCCUCAGAACACAGUUCUCCCCCUGCACAUUCCAGGAGGAGAUUGGUAAUGGUGGGUGACCUGCUAUUCAAGGACCCUUGUUUGCCAACGCUGACCUUCUUAUUGAGAAACGUCUGGUGCACUUCCAAAGAACUGCGGGGUUUUCUGGAGCACGUUUUGAAAUCAACUCCUCUUGAAAUAAGUGUCUAACAGCUGUAGCUUUGUCAUGUGAAAAAAAAAAUGAGAUGAUGAAAAGAAUGUGGAAUGGAAAUAAUGCUUCUUUAAUUGUGACUCUUGGCUUGUAAAAUCCUGAUGAGGCCCUCUGCGCUAAUAAAGUGCCCAUACCCUGGCCAGAGGGCUCGAUAGCAGGAGGUAGCGAGCCUUUCUUACCAGGGUGUGAACUCGCCUCCUUGGAAGUGUCUGUGAGUAGCAGGACUCCUUAUUUCUCUCCACAGGUCAGCGGAACGCUGGCUAGGGAUUGCAUUUCCAGAGGCUAGGUAAGGAAUCAGGAUUUCUGGAUUUUGUCCAGCCUCCUGCCUCCCCAUGUGAGUCAUGUGGGCCUCUUGUUUCUGCACUUGCCCUAUGGGGAUAGCACUGACCUACUUCGCAAAGCUGGGUGUGAUGCUUUGUCUUGGAGGUACAGUGGUACCUCGGGUUACAUACGCUUCAGGUUACAUACGCUUCAGGUUACAGACGCCGCUAACCCAGAAAUAGUAUCUUGUGUUAAGAACUUUGCUUCAGGAUGAGAACAGAAAUUGUGCAGCGGCAGAGGGAGGCCCCAUUAGCUAAAGUGGUGCUUCAGGUUAAGUACAGUUUCAGGUUAAGAACGGACCUCCGGAACAAAUUAAGUUCUUAACCUGAGGUACCACUGUAUGUUGAGAUGUCUCUAUUAAAGGCUAUAUAGAAGGGUAGCCAUGGGGUGGCUACCAACUGGAAGCUGCCUGCACGCCAUGCAUUUAAAAGUACAUGGUGUGUCCCCCUCCCCAAAGAAUCCUGGGAACCGUAGUUUGUAAAUGGUGUUAGGAACUGUGAGUGUAAACUGCAGUUCCCAUGAUGAUGUGUGUUGGAGGGUGUUGAUUUAAAUGGACUGUAAGUGUUUGUAGACACAGGCUAUGGCAAAUCAUGGCUCUCGUGGGAAAUAAAUACCUUCUUCCAAAGGCUCUUCACUUUUUAAAAAAAUCGUAUUGGGUACCAUCACACUAGCAUUGUGUGUCUGCAGUGUGUCAAAAAACUUGCUGUGUUUGCAAAGAAUUGGACAUCCCAUGGAUACAGAUAUAGAUACUAGCAUUGAUUCAGAAAGAAAAAUUUAUACACCAUUUGAUUGUAAUAAAAAGCCUUGAAGUGAUAUCUAUAUACAGUACACACAAAUUUCUUGCCCUUGAGGUUAUAGAGAGUGAAAAUGUGUGAGCAUCAUCCAAGGAAGGUCCAAACUAGGGGAGCGAUGGUGGUCCAAAAGUAGGGCAUUGUUGUUUCCUACAGUCCUCUCCCUCCCAUAAUUUACUGCUCCCUCUCCUGGGCUUCUAUUUGGACUCCAUGCAAAGUAAGCAAUGCAUGCAGAUGUACUUAAUUUGAAUAAUUCUGCUUGCUGAAUUCGGGUUUACUUAGCUCAGGCAGCUCUGCCUAUCCCUGUCCAUUCCUUGGCCCCCUUUCCCUUGCUGCUCUUUUGGCUUUAAAAAAUAUAUCUUAACAGCUUCUCAUGCUAGCCCGAAAGGGGAGGAAAACAGCUAGUUUAAAAAAAAGGUUGCUGGCCAAAAUAAGGUUGAUUGAGCUCUUCCCUUCCCAAAGUGCUGAAUGGAGUAACAAGCAGAAUCCGUUCUCUUUUCAUAGCAGCAUUCUAAGUGUGUUCACACCUUGGCUAGAGACUAAUUAGGAAAGGCUUAAGGACUCCCAUUGGUGUGAGGCUGGUUUGAGAAACAACACACCAAACACUAGUAUCUUAUAACAAAGUACAGGACACGCAUGCAUUUUGGAUAACGCUGUGUGAAUUCAGAUUAAAAACCCACCCCUGGAAAUGCAGUUAAGUGCCCAGCAAACAGGAGUGUGGACACAGCCUAACUUCAGGUUCCCUCCUUUUUCAGUAGAGGUGGCACAUUAGAAGGAUGAGUCAGGAUAUUUGGUCUGGUCUCUUAGGUCCCCUUGCUGAUAGAUAUCCAGUGUGGCACCUGUUGGUGUGCAUGUGCCCACAGAGACCUUUCCUAGCACCCAUAAUAGGGUCCUGUUGCCCCUUGCUGAAAUUAGGCUUGAAAGAGACCUUCCACUGGCUUCAAGAGGGGGGUGGUCUUCCCGGAGCUUGCAGCUGUGGAGGGAAGGUUAUCUCUUGCCUUCUGACUUGCGCUCCCCAUAAAGAUCAAAACCCUCCCCCCAAUAACUUGAGAAAAAGCAAAAAGAAAAAACCUUUCCCAAGCCUAAUUCCUGGUGGAAGGGAGAGCAUGUGCAUCGUUGCUGCAUGGUGCCUUCCACAGUUUCCCCUAUCUACAAAUGAGUUGGCGCGCCCUGCCCCACAGAUUGAGAAGUUGUAUUAGAAAGACGUCACCUUUUUAGUGUUGGGGAGCCUGAAAGCAGUGAGAUUCAUGUGGAUAGGAGCUUCCCAGAAGCAUGAUUUGCUUCCUAGAAAACAAUGCAGCAAAGUGGUUUUUGUAGAUCCACCCUGCCCUUUUUAUGAACAAAAGCAGGGGCAGGUGGUGUCAGUAGGAAACUGGGGAGAAUAUCAUUGCCCUGGCACAAACGAUUCACCAUCCCUCUGUUGCUUCAUAAAUCCAUUGUCUCUCUUGCACCAUUGACAGAGGAACCAAGGUUUAAUGGAAGAAGCAGGAGCGUGCUGUCCAAAGGAUUAACAUGUUCUUGCUAUGCUCCCCAAGGCUGUGGUGGGUUUGAGUUGACCGCUAAGUGACAUACUCUGCUUAAGUUUGAGUAAUGGAAGUACCUGCCUUGCUAGGUUGGAAUAUAAUCCUGAGAUAUGGAACCUGCUACCAUAUCCAACUUCUGUUAGGGCAUAGCAGAAGUUAGACCUUAGAGAUGCCCUGCUGAAUGUUGAGAAUCGUUCUGGUGAGCAAGGAAGUUAUUAAAUGGUGUGUUAUACUACCCACAGUCCUUAUCCCAGGGGUUGUUAUUAAAUCUGAUCCACACCAACAAUGCCUAGUCUUAACCUUGAAGGACAACUAGGCUGUGAGCUCAUGAGCUGCAGGUCAGGAACAAAGAGAAAGGAAAUGUUGGCUCAGCCCUUGAACACCCAUCCGAAAAGAUAAAAAAAACCCAUGUGGACAACAGACUUUGGAAAAUAAAGAUGUGCUCAUGGCCAUAGUGCUGGAGUUCCCUGUUGCUUGCAUGCAUGCGUGUAUGUAAUAAUAAUAAUAAUAAUAAUAAUAAUAAUAAUAAUAAUAUCUUUAUUGUCAUUGCCCCCUUCGGGGACAACGAAAUUAAUUGACUACUCCAUAAAAACACUAAUUAAUCAAUACAGUAUAAUACAGCAAUGGAGAUUAGAUGACUUUCAAAGUCCGGGCUUCCCAUUCAGGGCCGAGAUCGCUCUGGAGAAGAAGCUGUUCUUAAGACGGCUUGUUCUUGUCUUCAUCGUCCUGUAUCUCCAUCCCGACGGCAAGAGCUCGAAGAGACAGUGACCAGGAUGCAAUGGAUCUUUUACUAUGUCCAGUGCCUUCCUAUGGCACCUUGUGGCAUAAAUCUGCUCUAAGGUGGAGAGUGGGCAGCCAACAAUGCUCUCUGCUGCCUUAACAACCCUGCACAACCCCAUCCUGUCCUGGGUAGUACAGCUUCCGUACCACACACAUAAGCCAUAAGUGAGCACGCUCUCAAUGGCACAGUGAUAGAACGUGCUCACUUAUGGCUUACGUAGCAUUCAUCUGAUGCAGCCCUGGCCUCAGGAAGCUGUAAGGGCACAGCUACCAUGCACAGACACAGUACAGCCCCUGUGUACAUGAAUCGUUUUGGCGGGACGUGGGGAGAAAUGGCCAUAGUUUGUGUGGUAUAGCCAAGGACAUACUUCGGGUAGGUGGUGGGCAACGGCUUGGUACAGAGAGAGGAAAAACUCUGUCAUGUGGUAUGUUGCAAGUUAGGACAAGCUGCAGAUACUUGGGCUACUUUGUCAAGGGGAGGGUGGGAUAAAUGGAAAGCUCGAAAGCAAAACAGGAGGCAUGAGAUCCAACAUUUGUCAGGGAAGCAGACAGAGAAACAGAGCAGUUUUUCAUCUCGGAUUUAGGACCAUAAUACAGGCAGUUCUUUCUUUUUCAGUGAAUGAGCUGACAUCUUCUGUGUGUUUCAUGAAUGGGUCAAGCUUCUGUAAAGCAGUGAGACACACAGCGCACCUUGAAAAAUAUCCAAAGAGUGAACUGGUGCUCCUAGCCAGCUGCAUUAACUUGGGACAUGUGUCUUGUGGACAACUCAACAUAUACAAAUCUACCAGAUGAAAAAUCAAGUUGUGUUGCUUGUUGCGUGAAGCUAAUGUUCCUAAAAGUGCUUCCCGGUGCAGGAGUGUGCGAGGUGUUGUCAGGUGUGCUGAAGCUACACACCUGAUAUCCUCAAGGAGCAGAGGGGACUGUGCCGACACCUAUUCUGAAUACGGCUAAUCCAAACAGACUAGGAAGAUCAGCACAGGUGGCACAGUUCAAAUAGGUGACUGUAGCAUUAAACCCCUGUAUUGAAAGGUAUCUCUUCCUAGAGAGAGCGCUGCCUUUUUUACAUAGCCUAAGGGCACUUCCACAUGGGACUUGAGUAUAUUUAUUGGAUCGCAAGCUACAGCUUGUGCUGAUAGGAUGAAUUAAGGGCUGCGCAGUCCACGUGGAGGACAGAGAAAUGGGAACGCAACCCCUUUUCCCUGAUACCAUGUUCCAUUAUUGUAGUUUAAAGCAUGAAAAAUUCUGAGGUGGGAAAAUUUUUCAUUCUAGGUCAGGCAUAGGCAAACUCAGCCCUCCAGAUAUUCUGGGGCUACAACUCCCAUCAUCCCUGGCCACUGGUCCUGUUAGCUAGGGAUGAUGGGAGUUGUAGUUCUAAAACAUCUGGAGGGCUGAGUUUGCAUAUGCCUGUUCUAGGUGCACCCCGAAGCAUCAAAACAAUCAGUGCUCUGAAUCCUAACUUCUGCAGGUCAUCCUUUUAUGGCUGUGUCAGUCCAUUAUUAUCAUAGGUUCCUGUUCUGCUGCCAUGUACCUGCAGAGAUAUUGUCCUAAGGAACUUGCAGACUAUGUAGCCAAGAAGACCAGAAAAAGAAGCAGUGGGGGGUGGGGAAGCCAGAUCUCAAUUGGCAGAAACCAACUUCUGAUUUUGGGUUAUAUUUCUCUCCAGAGCUGAACCCUGAAAAUGGAAUGGUUCUCCAAGUUUGAAACAGCAGCUGGCUGCACGCAGUGUUGAUAUGAUGUUACCAAAAACCCUUGGAGCAGCUUUGCACUGAAAAAAAGAAAAAAAUCUUUUUUAAAAUGUCAUUGUGGGGAGAGAAGUUUGAACAGAAAUAUAUGAAUCUUCACGCAACACUUUAAAAAUAAAUAAAUAAACAAACAGUACGCUUGAAGGAUGGGUGGAGGGGAAAGAUGACUGGCUGAGCCGGCAUUCAGUUUUCUGAAUAGCACGUUAGUCAUUUUGGUUACAAAGCCAAUGAGGAAGCUGGCUUCACUCUGCACCUGAACACUGUGUUGUGAGUUAUAUACGGUACAUAUGUCUUAUAUCUGUCUUCAUCCUCCCUGCGCUGGCUUUUUGUUGUUGCCGUCCCGCCUGAGUUACUCCUGCCGGUAAGUCUGUGCUAGCAGUGAUCUGUGCUGGGAUCACCGCAGUUGCUGUUGGGCCUGUGGAUAUCUGGCAUGGCAGGGAUCGGGGUCUGUGCUGCAAGUUUAGACAGUUUUGAAAGUGAUGCAAUCGUCAUAGUCUGGCCCCAAAGAAUUGCGGUUAGUGUCGUUGUGUGAGGGUGCUAAGAAGUCUUUGCUUGAGAUUCCUAGCGCUUUGCUUUCUGCAAGAACUGCCGCUGUCGAGUCUCCUUGGCUGGGAGGCAGAUUGGUCAAACGGGGAUGGAAGUGGUUUUAAGCUAUUGUGCAGAGCAUCACGAUCUCUGGCAGAAGCUGUUCUUUGAAAGCGUAUUAUUUCAGGCAGUUCUGCCGGUUCCUGUGUAAGGGAGUUUCUUCAUGUGCACCCAGUAGUGGUCAAGAGACAUGGUUGCGGAGACAGUUCUUCACAGGCUUCACCACCAGGGAUGAUGAUAAGAUGGCUGUAGCAGUUGCCCCGGCUUAUGUUGUUUGUGCCUUGGUAGUGAUGUAUGGAAGAAGGCUGAUCGCCGAAGUAUUGAUGCUUUUGAAUUAUGGUGCUGGAGGAGACUCUUGAGAGUCCCAUGAACUGCAAGAAGAUCAAACCUAUCCAUUCUUAAGGAAAUCAGUCCUGAGUGCUCACUGGAAGUACAGAUCCUGAAGCUGAGGCUCCAAUACUUUGGCCACCUCAUGAGAAGAGAAGACUCCCUGGAAGAGACCCUGAUGUUGGGAAAGAUCAAGGGCACAAGGAGAAGGGAACGACAGAGGACGAGAUGGUUGGACAGUGUUCUCAAAGCUACCAGCAUGAGUUUGACCAAACUGCGGGAGGCAGUGGAAGACAGGAGUGCCUGGCGUGCUGUGGUCCAUGGGGUCACGAAGAGUCGGACACGACUAAUGACUAAACAACAACAUCGCGACCACCUCUGGUUAUUGAAACACUCCUGCUGUACUGCCUGGUUGCAUGAACUGAGCACCACAGUGUUAUAGCCAGGGGCAGGGGCGCAGAACAGUCAUGUACAUGAGCAAACUAAACAUUGUGCCAAAGUGAGAGAGUGCACAGAGUUUGAGAAGUUAGCUGUUGCCCUGAGAUAUGUACAUAUGCGCGUAUGUGUGAGAGAGGGCUGUGUGUGUGUGGGAGAGAGAGAGAGAGAGGAUGUGCCCUGAUUUGUACCUCUGGCAAGCACGCAGCAUGUCUCAGUCUCCCCACCGCCACCUAAAUAAAGCGGUUUGGUUCUUUCCCUCCUCCAUGUAGGCGAUGGUUGUUCUAGAAUCCAGCUGCGGCCCCACCUCUCUCCCCCUUGCGGCCCACACCCUCGCACAGUCUUGCCUGGUUUCCCACGCCAACUCUCACUCUUCUCUCCUUGGUGUCCUGGCCUUGACUCACCUCUCCACAACACCCCCAGGGCCCGUAAGCACAACACCUAUUGACAGGAUGAUGUGAAUGCUGCGUUGUCAAUCUGUCCUAAAAGCAGCGGGGUGGGGUGUGUGUGUGUGUGAGCGGGUUGGAUUGGGUGUGGGCUUUGACAUUUCUGGUUCGAAUCCAGCCAAACAGGAGGUGGCGGUGGCAGGGAGUUUUUGUGUGUUGGGUGGUUCCAAGGACGUGUGAGAGAGGGAGAGACAGGGGGGUUCCAAGAUGGAGGGACUUCGAAAGUGGGCUGGCCAGUGCGGAGUCCCCUCUGCCAGGAUAACAUUUCAGGGAAGUGAGGGCAGGAGGCCGGCGGAUGCAGCCAAGCCCUCUGAAGCGGUGCCAUGCAAAUCCUGACUUGGGGAAUAAUCAGCAAAACAGCCUCGCCUCCCUUCAAGGCGUCGGGCACCACCCUCCUGGCUGCCGAAGCCACCGGACUGGCACCUCCUGUUUCCUUGCCUGCUCUUGGACACACGCCUGAGGGAGGAGGAACAGCACUCACCCACCCAUACCAGGUGAGCCAGUUCGUAUCCCUGCUGGCCCUACCCGCCCUGUGAAAUCCCUUAUUUGACCCCAGCGCGGGGAUGGAACUUGCCACACCUGCGCACACCGCAGCGUUCUGGGCUCGCGCCUGGUGUGAAAGAGGAGCUGGUGUGGAAGCACAAGCUGAGCUUCUGUCUUUCUGGUGACUUUAGCGCUUCAGGUUAAGAACUUUGCUUCAGGAUAAGAACAGAAAUUGGGCUUCGGCGGCGCGGUGGCAGCAGGAGGCCCCAUUAGCUAAAGUGGUCUUCAGGUUAAGAACAGUUUCAGGUUAAGAACGGACCUCCAGAAUGAAUUAAGAACUUAACCUGAGGUACCAGACCUCCAGAAUGAAUUAAGUACUUAACCCGAGGUACCACUGUAUAUAUAUGUAUUUUCUCCCAACAAGCGCUUGGUGUAUCCAAUCCUUAUACAGUGGUACCUCGGGUUAAGUACUUAAUUUGUUCCGUUUUUAACCUGAAACUGUUCUUAACCUGAAGCACCACUUGAGCUAAUGGGGCCUCCUGCUGCUGCCGCGCUGCCGGAGCACGAUUUCUGUUCUCAUCCUGAAGAAAAGUUCUUAACCCGAGGUACUAUUUCUGGGUUAGCGGAGUCUGUAACCUGAAGCGUAUGUAACCUGAAGCGUAUGUAACCUGAGGUACCACUGUACAGCUAAAGGGUGACCUUCCCCAGUGCCAUUCGUCAUGAUGUGGUUCCAAUUUGUAGGUGGGAAGAGUCCUUGCAGAACGGCUUUCCUUUUCACCCAAGUAUCCACAUGGUAUAAGACAGGGAUAGGCAAUCUAAGGCCCGGGGGCCAGAUGCGGCCCAAUCGCCUUCUAAAUCCGGCCCACGGAUGGUCCAGGAAUCAGAGUGUUUUUACAUGAGUAGAAUGUGUCUUUUUAUUUAAAAUGCAUCUCUGGGUUAUUUGUCGGGCCUGCCUUGUGUUUUUACACGAGUAGAAUGUGUGCUUUUAUUUAAAAUGCAUCUCUGGGUUAUUUGUCGGGCCUGCCUGGUGUUUUUACACGAGUAGAAUGUGUGCUUUUAUUUAAAAUGCAUCUCUGGGUUAUUUGUAGGGCAUAGAAAUUCAUUCACCCCCCCCCCGCCCACUACAUGGUCUGAGGGACAGUGGACCAGCCUACGGCUGAAAAAGGUUGCUGACCCCUGAUGUAAGAUAAUGUGGACAUGAAAAGGCAGCUAAAUAGGUGAGGACUCCAAGGAAGGAAGCCCACAGGCAUCCACACGUUUUCCCUAACUGGGCAGGGGCUAGUUUGCGCAGUGGCGGCUGGCCACGGAGGGCAAAAGCCGAGAAGGACCCUCAGCAAAAUUGGUGCCAGGGUGAGGGCAUGGGCAUGCAGUGGAGGCAGGGAGAAGGCGCUUCCUGCCUUGCGCCGCUGGUCAAACAAAGUCUUAUUUUCCCUCACUUGGGCAGCAGCCCUGACCUAGGGAAGGCCAGUCUGUUUGUUUGUUUGUUUGUUUGUUUGUUUGUUUGUUUCACUCCGACCCGCAUAAAUGUGGUCGUGUGCAAGUGAGAUGUGCAUAAGUGUGUGUGGUGUGUGUGCGUGUGUGUCUGUAUAAGGAGAGCGAUUUAGACUAGGGGAAGUCUAACUUUUAACUUUAAAAAGAGAAGACUCUCCCAAAGUCAUGUCUGGCCCUGCUCCUGACUGUUUAAGGGCCAGAAUUUUGAAUGCAGCAGCGGCAGCAGAAGCAGAGAAAGGAGUUCUAUCUGUGGCCGCUGUAGGGACUUGAGGAAGGGGCAGGUGCUGAACUAAGCAGCACAGCACAGCAGCAAAAUGAAGGGGUAAGAGAGCAGUUUGAAUCUGAUCCCUUGGGCCUGUACUAGGACUCAGCCCCUGAUCAGGUAGUAUGAAAGGGCCCCUGAACAUGCACAGAGUGCAUCUUCCCAACUGCUAGGUUUCUUGAGCCCAAAAUGUGGGGUCAACGGGUGUGAUAUGAAGUGGGCAUGAACUGCAAGACCUCUUGCUUUGAGAAAUCAAACCUUAAUGUAGGUCUGGAGACUGCCAGGUGCAAGAGUCUUGGUGGACAUGUGACAUGAAUGAAAGGCUGAGCUAGCAAUUUAAGCUUGGGUGCUGGAAGGGAAGAGAGCUGCUGAUGGCUUAUCUAGCCACUGAAUCUCUUGGGAUGGACGGGGAAGAAAUGCCAGGCUGAAGAGCUCCAGAAUUUGAUGCAGGGUAGGCUUGGGGCAUUUUAGUGGUUUUGCCAGUGUUGAUGCCAGGAUUUUCACGAGUGGCCCCCAAGUCCCUGAAUGCUGCUGAAUCCUAUUGUGUUCCUAUAUUAUUCCAUGUGCCGCAAGUCCAAGGCUUUCUUUCCCAGCUUGUCACUCAUCCAUCCUGUUCCCUUUUCUUGCCUUCCUGUACAAAACGGGUUCAUUGGAACUGUGUGUGUUUGUGUGUGUGUUAAGCCAGAUGCCUGUGCAGCAAUCAGCAAUUUCCCCUCCCCUCCCAAUGCUAAGGGGAUGAGGGGGUGCGAAGCGGGUGGGGAAAACGCAAGGCUUGCUCAGACUUUCCUGCUCUGCCGUCUGCGAGACAGGCCUCAGCUUGCUAGCCAUAAAAAAAAGUGAGCUAAUUCGGUCAUGGAAAAAGGUUUGGGAUUUUUUUUCUGUCUCUCUCUUUUCUGGUGGAAAUACCUUAAACAUAAGUGUGAUAUUCAGGCAGUAAAUGGGGGCUUUGUUCGCAAGCUGGAGCCAGGAGGCCAAGGGGAAGGAGUGCUGGAGCUAAAUUCCCCCCACCUCACCUCACUCCUCAUUCCCCCCACCCCUUCUCAAAUAAAGUAUCUGAAAUGGUAAAGUUUGAUAAAAGAGAGUGAGAGAGGCCUGGAAGGCUGCAGAUGAAGGGGGCUGGGUGGGAACAACAAAGAAACAUUUAAAACAAAAACAAAACUAAAUCCAAAGUUUCUUCCUCCUCCUUGACUCCAAGCAAUGCCUAUGAGGCCCAGGGUUAGUUCUGGUUCUGUGGGCAAGUGCCCUAUUGUACAGAGGAAAGUCCUUUAUUCGAAGAUGCCCUGUGGUCCAGGUCCUGUGUAAAGAUCUGAGAGCAAGGGAGGGACCUUUCAAGUGGCCCAUCAGCAGUUAAUUAGCACCUUUGCAGCAGACUGAAGAGGCACACAGGUCACCACUAUGAAAUGCACUAUGAGAUGCAUCUCUAUUUAAAUUAUAGCCAUGACUUCCUCCUCCGCACCAAUGCAUAUAAAUCAACAUACCUGCAAAUUGGAGUCCUGUUGUUUCCUUAGCACAUUGCAUUUCCUGUAAGUGGAUGCCCUAUUGAUGAUGAUGAUGAUGGUGAUGAUGAUAUACCACCUUUCAUUUCUAGAAGACAUACAGAGGCACUGUAGUUCUGGAACCUGUUGCACAACCCAAGGGCUUGCAGGACAGAGAAGUCUGAACCAUCACCCAACUUUGAGGUGGGGAGCUAGUAUACGCCUUACCCUGGGCCCCACUAUUUUCCAACUUUCCAGUGAAAGAAAGGGCUGUUGUCCUUGUUGGCUUUUUAGACUAUGGCAGUAGUUGUGUUGCUACUACCCGUGUUUAGGGACACGGGUGGCACUGUGGGUUAAACCACAGAGCCUAGGACUUGCUGAUCAGAAGGUCGGCGGUUCAAAUCCCCGCGACGGGGUGAGCUCCCAUUGCUCAGUCCCUGCUCCUGCCAACCUAGCAGUUCGAAAACACGUCAAAGUGCAAGUAGAUAAAUAGGUACCACUCCGGCGGGAAGGUAAACGGCGUUUCCGUGCGCUACUCUGGUUUGCCAGAAGCGGCUUAGUCAUGCUGGCCACAUGACCCAGAAGCUGUACGCCGGCUCCCUCGGCCAAUAAAGCGAGAUGAGCGCCGCAACCCCAGAGUCGGCCACGACUGGACCUAAUGGUCAGGGGUCCCUUUACCUUUACCUUUACCCGUGUUUAAGCAUUUUUCCAAGGCUGCAUUUCCCAGAGUUCCCUGGAAGCAUGUGAGGGGUUCCUGAAUGAGAAGGUGAGUGAGGGUGAACAAACAUCCCUCUGACAACUUUGCUGUGGCUUCCAAACUUCUCCAUCAAUGCAGAGCCGCCAGGGAGCUUUUGGCUGAGUUCUGAGAACAGCAGUAGGAAAACUCCAGCCCUACAGAUGAAGACAUGGUUAGGUGCAAAAGCGAGUUGCAAGGGCUGGCAUUUAGCUGAUAGUCGGAGCUUGCAAAGCCCCAUGCACAGCCAUGAACAAAAAACCAAGGCACCUGUGCCAUGGGUGGAAGAGAUAAGGAUGCAGCCUAUGACCAGAUCCAGUCACCCAAUCCUCUUCUAAGAGGUCUCUCAGUUCAGGAUGGGUCCCCUGCAGGCCUCCCCAGUGCUCCUUUUGAAUUUGAUGUGUGCACCAGGAUUCUUGACAGCAGUGUCCUUGGCAGACAUGGCUGUGUGGCAACCAAAUCAAAGGGAUCCCUAAAGAAUAGUUCUUUAGAAUAGCUCUUAAGAAUAGUUCAGGGGCCUCACUCCUACGUUUUUGAUGCAUGCAGAAGCACACAUGUGCUCAUGAAUGGCCAGAGAGGAUGCAUUGGGAAAAGGCACAUGUUCUCUGAUUUACCUGAGCCUCCUUUCGUAUGGUGGGCGAAUUAACAUCUUCAUCCUGCAGGUAAUGGGUAGGAUCCAUUGUAGCACUAUGCACAAGGGUUUCUGCUUGCACAAAAACAGGGUUCUCCUCUCUCCUGCCCCCCUUCUGUUCCCAACCCUCUGGAGCAGUUUUGUGAAGGGCCUGGGGCACAGGCCAGCUGCGGCAGGGGGGGUCCGAUUGCACAAACAGAAAUCCUUUUGCUGAUGGGACACGGUAGCUUAAUAUAGCCCAAUAUCUGCAUAUUCUUUCCUUUUCUUAUUAAUGUUUUUAAUCCAUUUUAAAACAGUUUUCACUAACUAAACAUUACACCUUGUAAAGUAUAAGGAAAGCAGGAAGCAAUGAGGCAGUGUCGGCACAGGGUAAUGUCUCCAUUUUCUGCCAUAACCAUUCGUGACAGAACAGGAUGGGAUUAUAUGAGUAGCCCGGUUAAACAAAAUGUUCGAAAUGAUUAAUUUUCUGGCUUUUAACUGGUUAAUGGGUUCUUCAAAUUGAAAUAAAAUGACAUAUUAUCAAAUCUCAGUGAAGAUGCCCCUUUUGAAGACCUUGAAGGGAAUAUUUGUAUUUUUAAUUUAUAAUUUUGUGGUGUUUACCUUGUAAACCACUUGAUAGCAUUUUUUUAACAGUAUGCAGUCUAUAAAUUGAUGAAUUAAGUUAAGUAAUUAAUAAAACAGAAAGUGAACAAAUGCACCCCUUGUAUUCUAGCUUCAUGUGAGAGUUUGAAAUAUUCCUUGUUGCUGUAACACAUCAAACUUGUAGCUUUGAUGAGAAACAAGUUCAGGACUUAUUGGCAUUGUGAAGUACCAAGGUUUUAAAAAGCAAGUACAUUUUGAGUUCAGUGGAACACCAGUGGGUGUCAGCUGUUGUGAUUAUUAUUUUGGUAACUUUAGUACAGUCGUUUCAUCAGGACGGGCAAGGUAGCUACCAACUUGAGAUAUACAAACUAAGAAAAAGCCAUGGUCACAUUUAUUGGUUUGUCAAAUCAGAUGCUGGAGUGGGUAAUUGGUCAGUGUGGGGUUGGGCAUUUCGGGAGUGCAAAGGUUUUUAUUUGUGGUCAGGCCUGUCGAUUAACUGACACAGUGCUGAUGUUAAUGAACAGUAAUCUGCCAUUGUAUUCAGCGAUUGUGACCUGCUAUUGAGGCAGGCAAUGUGGUGCCCUCCAGAUAUUGCUGGACUUCCAGUUCCCAUUGAGCCCCAGACAGCAUGGACAGUGGUCAGGUAUGAUUGAAUUUGCUGUCCAAUAAUAUCACAUUGACUACACUGUAUUAGUUGGCUGUUGAUCUGUUAACACUUGCAGCUCUUGGAACAAGUUCGCUUGCAUUGUAUAAACCCAGAAUGGUGCAGCAUGGGUUGGUGCUGUACUGAUGCCACUGCCAAAAUUCUGUAGAUGUGGGAUAGCAGUUGCAUCAGCAAUAGCGUUGCUGGGCAGAUGCCAUCUGGGCACUGCCAGUGUUUGCUUGUUUGUUUGUUGUAUAUACCGUAUAUAUACCGCCCUUCUUCAUAAGAUGUCAGAGCUGCUCACAGAAUAAAAAUACAGGAUAAAAACCAAGUAAAUAAAUGAAACAAAGCAGCAGAACAGCCCCGCCCCCGUCUCAUAAAAAGGUAAAGAACCCCUGACAGUUAAGUCCAGUCGCAGACGACUCUGGGGUUGCAGCACUCAUCUUGCUUUACUGGCCGAGGGAGCCAACGUUUGUCAGCCAUUGUUGUUGUUGUUUAGUCGUUUAGUUGUAUCCGACUCUUCGUGACCCCAUGGAUCAGAGCACACCAGGCACUCCUGUCUUCCACUGCCUCCCGCAGUUUGGUCAAACUUAUGCUAGUAGUUUCGAGAACACUGUCCAACCACCUUGUCCUCUGUCGUCCACUUCUCCUUGUGCCCUCCAUCUUUCCCAACAUCAGGGUCUUUUCCAGGGAGUCUUCUCUUCUCAUGAGGUGGCCAAAGUACUGGAGCCUCAGUGCCUCAGCUUCAGGAUCUGUCCUUCCAGUGAGCACUCAGGGCUGAUUUCCCUAAGAAUGGAUAGGUUUGAUCUUCUUGCAGUCCAUGGGACUCUCAAGAGUCUCCUCCAGCACCGUAAUUCAAAAGCAUCAAUUCUUCAGAGAUCAGCCUUCUUUAUGGUCCAGCUCUCACUUCCAUACAUCACUACUGGGAAAACCAUAGCUUUAACUAUACGGACUUUUGUUGGCAAGGUGAUGUCUCUGCUUUUUAAGAUGCUGUCUAGGCACAUUUAAAAAGCUGUAGAAUAUUAAUCAGCCCAGGGCCUGCUUGAAGAGGAACGUUUUCCCCUGGCACCUAAAGUAUAUAUAUAGUGAAGGCAGCAGGCGAUCUUCCCUGGGGAGAGCAUUAAACAAACGGGGGGGGGGGCACUACAGAGAAGGCCCUCUGGACCUCACGUGGAGGAGGCAAACCAAGAAGGGCUUCAGAUUCAUGAAUGCAGAGUCAGAGAUUGUUUAUAUGGAGGAGAGGCAGUCCUUCAGGUAUUGCGGUCCUGAGCAGUUUAAGGCUGUAUAGGUCAAAACCAUCACUUUAAAUUUGGCUUGGAAACUAAUUGGCAGCCAGAGCAGUCAGACCAAAAUCAGUGUGGUGUGCUCAGUGAGCAACCUGGCUGCUGAAUUCUGCACUGGCUGAAGCGUCCAAACCAUCUUCAGAGGCAACCCUACGUAUAACGUGCUGCAAUAAUCCAAGCUAGAGGUUACCAGAGCAUAGACAACAGAGGUUAGGCUGUCACUGUCCAGACAGGGGCAUAACUGGGCCACUAGCCGAAGGUGAUGGGAGGCAUUCCAAGCCACUGAGGCCACCUGAACCUUAAGCGACAGCAGAUCCCUGCUUCUCCGCUGGGCCACACACACACACACACACACACAACCAUUGCAGCACACUGGGCAGAGUUGGGGCUUUGGAGAAAGCAUGAAAAAACCAGAUAAUGUACACCCCAUAACCAAACUCUGGCUUCUGGGUGACUUGCUUUGUAACCCUGUGUGAAGGAGAGGAAGAGGCAAAAUGGUGUUGUGCGCUGGGGGCAGAACUAUGUCGCAGGGCAGGGUAGGUGUAGAGGAAGCAGCUCUCAUACAAACAGUGUUGUUUGUUCCCCGUCCUCAGAUGCCUCCGGCGCAUCUUGCAGACUUCAGCACAUAAACCGGGCAUUUUGAUGUGGCGUUCCAGGCGCCAAAUAUGACUCAGGGCGGUCUUCUACUGCACAAAGCCCUGGGCAGCUUCCAAUAUAUCUCAGUCCCUGCCACAGGGCUGGCUGGAGUUAUUUUUGCUGCCCUAGGCAAAAAAAUUAUUUCGUUGUCCCCCUCAUCUUGUUGCAUGAAGUCGUGUGUGUUUGGAGGCAUAAGUAUGUUCUGUUAUUUGUGAGUCCCACCCCCCACCUGAUUACCGUCCCUUUCCCUUGCUCCAGAAGUGAAUGGAGGCCAUUUGGGAAACCUGUGAAGUUGGGACAUGUCCUUUGUCCCAAACAUCUGGUUGAUGGGGGGCAGUAACUGUAUUCCUCCCUCCAUUUCCUUAUUACCUCUUGAAUUCUGCUGCCCCAGGAAGCUGCCUUCAUUGCCCUAACGGCUACUGCCAGCCCUGCUCCAUCACAAUAAGUUAAUUGGGUAAACUAAAACCACAGCUGGGCAAGUGUGUACAUCACAUAGCUGUUUCUGUAAUACCACUAAUUAUCUGGGGUGAGGUUAGGGUGACCCGAUUUAAUCAGAGGUGGGGCUCCCUUGGAUCUUCUGUACUCCUCUAGAUGUGAGAAUUCCGUCAGGUGCGCCUCGGGUUGGUGUGGGAAAAGAGGCAUCAAUGAAAAUGAGUCUCUUUCCAUAAAGGUGCACACGCCCCACCCACGCUUGCAACAGGUAACCUCGCAGCUGAGGAUGCCAUUCCAUCCCACAUGUUUGGGAGGUGGUGUUGGGAAAGUGCCUAGACCAAGCGGUUACCUAAUUCAAAGUUCGCUUUUUGGAGCCUGAUUUCAAAAUGAAAGUCUAGCAGGGGUCUGCAACCUUUAAGACAAAAAGAGCCACUUGGACCCGUUUCCGAAGAAAAAAAACCUGGGAGCCGCAAAACUCGUCAUUAUAAAAAUAACUUUUUUGUCACUUUUUUAUUAUUUCUUUGUUUGACCCCUCAGAAUUACUCCUCCUCAUAGAAAUAAACGUUAAAUUAACAAGUUACCUUUUUGUGUGUGUGUGUGUUCUUCACUCCCCUUCAAAACAGUGACCAACGUACAUGCCCCCUUUCAAUGCAGUGACCAGCGUACAUGCCCCUUACAAUGUAGUGGGCGGGCGGGUGGGAAGGUGACGUCGGGACGGUGCGUGACUAACGCACGCACCGCCCCCAUGCGACGUCACAGCCAGUACAGCGCCCGCCACAGUGGGGAGUGUCGGGGCGCACAAUGCGCCUCCUCCCCUCGCUAGUAUCCGCCCCGGAGCCGCGGCAAAGGUGUAAAAGAGCCACAUGCGGCUCCGGAGCCGCGGGUUGCAGACCCCUGGUCUAGCCCGAUAGGGAGGGAGCUCAUGCUAGAUCCAGAUAUCAGCUUCAUCCAGUGAUGCCAUCACUGAACAGAAAAUUGGAAGGGAAGGGAAGAGGGACAGAGGCGGGUGUUGACCAUGGCACCUGUGCUGGUCCCGUGGGUUUCCGUGAGGCGAGGUCCGAGUCUAGUCCGAGGUCGAGGGAGCAGUAUUGAGGCUGUCCGUCAAAGCUGAAGCGGGGUCCAAGGCAGGGAGUCAGGUGAGGUCAGGAGAUCCGGCAGGACAGGGUGCAGGCAGGAACUGGCUACCAACAACGUUGCUCCCGCAACUUGGGGUUGGCUGGCUUUUAUCUGCCCCGAGGUAUAGGGCGGCCCCAGUCCACAGGUGACUCGCCUCUCCUGGUCUGGAGGCGAGCACUCCUCCUGCGGGAACUCAGUUCCCUCCGCCUUUCUGCCCUAAGCCUCUGCAACUCAGGAGAGGCUGGAGGGUUACCGGACCCAGAGGCAACCUCAACCUCCCCUGACGGGGCUGAGAGUGGAGCACCUGCAGGCAACGGGUCCUCCAUCACCUCAGGAGCCAGAGCAGACUCAGCUGGUGCCUGCACCUGAGGAUUCAGCACAGGUGAGGAUCCUUCAGGCUCAAGCCCCAGCCCCGGCUAAGCUGGUUCUGGAGGCGGGGACUCCUGAACAGGCUGGGAUUCCUCAGGUUCAGCCUCCAAGUCUGAAUCCCAGGCCAUCACAGCACCCCUGACCACCAUUCAAGGCACCCCAGGGUACCACAGCACACUGGUUGAAAACCAGUGAUUUCAGUCUGUAGUUGUGCCCUUAGUGAGUAAAAACAGGGCACAGUGUGAGGUGUGUUUGUCUCGAUGCGCUGCCUUUGCUGCUCUUGUGCUGGAGUUGCUGUGCCACCCACAUCUACCCUGCUGGUAUGAUGGUUUGGACUGGCAGCAAUCAGGGAGGACUGGCACAGUCUUACUGGUGGUCUAAACAGAGCAACCAAUAGUAAACAGCAAUAAAAGGGGUGGUGGCCACCUACAAAAAUGAUCUCUUGGAAGUGACUUACUUAAGGAACUCUUACUGAGACUUCCUUUGUUUUCUUCUGCUAUGUUUUACGCCACAAAGAGAAAUUGGGGCGCCAGCGGCGGGGCUUCCCAUCCUCCUGCUAUAGCACACAACUAGUUGAGCAGGAAGCAUCCCAGCCAAAGGCGCGUACUUAUGUGAGAGCUGGUGUAGAAGCUUAGAGCGUUGUUGUAAACAUAAUCUGGUCUUGUUCCCUUAUGGGGUACACAAGAGCCCUUAUAGAGUCCUUUGUUGGUUCUCCAUCGGUAGGCGAAAAUAAUAGAAGCCAACCAGAGAAUAUUGAGAAGCAAAGCAGCUAGUAAGCCUGAUCUUUAUAAACCCUGUUGCAACAGGGUGCUCCCUUCACACGCAGGCAAGGAGGAAGACCCAGAACAAAGGUGCGCCUCCCCUUAUACAGUAGUACCUCAGGUUACAUAUGCUUCAGUUUACAUACGCUUCAAGUUACAGACUCCGCUAACCCAGAAAUAGUGCUUCAGGUUAAGAACUUUGCUUCAGGAUGAGAACAGAAAUUGUGCUUUGGCGGCGCGGCGGCAGCAGGAGGCCCCAUUAGCUAAAGUGGUGCUUCAGGUUAAGAACAGUUUCAGGUUAAGAACGGACUUCCGGAACGAAUUAAGUACUUAACCUGAGGUACCACUGUAUAGAUAUUUUGAAAUUCCCUGCCCUGGAGCUCAAGACCACCCCCAGAGACCUCAUAUAUAUAUCACAGAAGGGGUGUAGCCCAAAGAUGCCCCCCCCCGAUACAUCAUAGAAAAUGCGGUCUACGACAGAAAUCUGAGUGAAAUUCUUAUAACAGCGUCAGCCAGGAAAUCCCCAGUUCAAACAUCACUUUGACUAUGAACAUACUGGAUGCGGCCUCAGCCAAGCAUAUAUUCCCCCCUUGCAAACCAGCAAUGACCCUACCUACCUAUAGGGAUUUACAAAGGCCAUGGAGAGCUUUUUCCUCCUUGAAUUUGUCUAAACCUCUUUUAAAUCCAUCGCUGCCUCCUGGGGGAGCUAAUUCUGUACUUUUAACUAUAUGCACAGUGUGAAGAAAUGCUUCCUUUCCUCUGUCCUUGGCCUCCCACUGUUCACACCGCAUUAGCUUUAGCUUUCCAUGCUACUGCUUGCCACUUCUCUUCUUAAAAUCUGCUUAGGCAUGUGCUACUGCAGAGCAACCCUGUCAAAGCAGAGGACAACUCACUUCCCAGGAUGAACUAAAAAACUGAAACUUAAAAGGAACACCCACGAGCCAACAGGGUUUCGAAACUUCUUUGGGAGAGGCAAUGCAACAACAAGCAAGAACCGCAAAACAUAUCCUAUAGAUGUCUUUGACAUUCGUACAGUUGCAUUCCAUGCAGCAAUCACGAUAGCAGUGAAUGCAAUAUUCACUGAGAAAAGCACUCUUGUUUCCCCGGAUUUAUAACACUGAGCUUGCGAGAGCUUGAGAAGGCGUGGUCUCUCAGCAAUAAAGCGUAACAGUCAGGGAAGAUGUGUAGAUGCUGUACAGCGGCAGGCAGGAAACAUGCACAGAUUCAUAGCACCAAAGAAACAACAGCCCUAUGUUUGCACCCACUUUAAUUGUUCCAUGGUUCACAAUGUUCACAGUACAAUUCUGCCAGUGUUCCUGUAGUGCUGUGCAUUGUCUGUUCCUGCACCCUUUGGGUCAUGGAUGCUAGUGUAUCUGAGCUGCACCAUGAGAUGUUUCAGGAAUCUGCCAGGGAUGGACUAGAUGGCCCUUGGAUUCCCCUCCAACUCUACAAUUCUAUGAUUUACGAACAGAUAUAUUAAUUACCCUGCUAGAUGAACUUUGAAAAAGCCUACUUUCGCAAUUGCUUCCAGCCAAAUACCGUUCUUGAAUGGUGUAAUCAUACAACAUGUUAUUUUCUUCAGAGAUCAUCCCUGCCCUAUCCCAAGGGCUUACGGCAGGUUACACUGUAUCCCUAUCUAAUUUUAUCUUGACAGCGGUCCCUGGGUGUACGUGAGCUUGGCAGUGAACUUGCCCAAGGGCACCCUGUGAACUUCAUGGCUCAGUUGUGAUUUAGGCGUGGGAUUCCUGCAAACUUAUACAACACUUUCUGCAAGCAAUAAAACAUAACAAAAUUGCAAUCAGGCAAGAAAGAGGGAUGCAGUGGAUAUGAAUGGUUCUCUCUGUUUCUGGGAGCCAACCUGGGUGUGAUGUGUCUCACAGUGCUUAUUUCACUUUAAUGCAGCCAUUGGAGGGGGUGUCUGAAAUUGAUCAGAGCAGUAGCAGUGCACAGGGAGUACUUAACCCUUUCCCUGUUGGCUGCUUCCUCCAAUAAUCACCCCUCCCAGCUGCUUUUGUCCACGCGGGGGAAAAGAUGGAUCAUGUAUCUUUUCCCCCAUGAGUGAGAAGUCUUCACAUAAUGAUCUUGAUGGGGGGGAAUAGUACCAUGCACGGAAGGGGGUUAAGCAGUCCGCCCGCUCCCCAAUGCUGCUGCUAUCAAAUCUGCAGUACAGUUGUACCUCGGGUUACAGACCCUUCAGGUUACAUACACUUCAGGUUACAGACUCUGCUAACCCAGAAAUAGUACCUCGGGUUAAGAACUUUGCUUCAGGAUGAGAACAGAAAUCGUGCAGCGGCAGCGGGAGGCCCCAUUGGCUAAAGUGGUGCUUCAGGUUAGGAACAGUUUCAGGUUAAGAAUGGACCUCCGGAACGAAUUAAGUUCUUAACCCGAGGUACCACUGUAUGCGUCUAUAUUGAAUUUGGGAAAUGGCUCGCUUACCUCUCAUAUGAUGUGCAGAGUGGCACCGGUUUCCUCAUUUUAGGUGCCAGCUCUGCUGUUCCACUGAAAAAAUCGGGAACAUAUGCCAGAUACUCUUUUCUUACCUAUGUGAAUGUUAAUUAUGCUCCCUCACCUUAAAAUAAAAGUCUGUGGGUAUAAAGUGACUUGGUGUGAUCUCAGGAGUGCCUGAGGGCAAAAGCAUUCUGACUAGAUGGGUCAGUAUUGGUUUGUUAAGGUAAUUUCCUCACCCUUUCCUCUUUAUUAUUAUUAUUAUUUUCCUAAGGGGAAAAAGCUGGGGAUCAGGGACAGAGUUGUAGGGAAUGUGAUGACUCGCCCUUCUUUGAAAACUUAGGACAGGAGUCAGCAAACUUUUUCAGCAGGGGGCCGGUCCACUGUCCCUUGUGGGGGGCCAGACUAUAUUUUGGGGGGGGGGGAAUGAUGCGAGCCGCAGGGGCUGGCGGUGGCGGCAAAGGGACGAUGAGCGGCGUGCGAAAGGGAUCUGGAGAGGGGCUGCUUAAAAUGGCGGCCGCUCGAAUGCUUCUGCUGCUGCUGGCAUCAACAAAGCCCCGCCCCCUUCCUCCUCUAGGCAGGGCAGGGAGAAGCCAGGAAGAGGGAGGGAGGAAGCGCUGCCGCCGCCACCGUAUGAGGGAGAGGGAAAGAACGAUCCACGUGGCGAUUCCCGGACUGUCUGCAAGCCGGAUCCGGAAGGCAAUUGGGCCUGAUCCGGCCCACAGGCCUUAUUUUGCCUACCCAUGGCUUAGGAAAUGGCUUCUUCCUCCUCUGUGGAUUAGACCAACUCACUUUACCUCAGCCUCAGUUCCACGUCUUUAUGGGUCUAGAAUAGUGUUGACCUACAUCUCAGGGGAUGUUUGAAAGGCAAACAUGAUAAAAAUUGGAGGGUCACAUUCAAGUAACUGGAUGCUUUCUGGGAGGAUACCCCUAUUAUUAUUAUUAUUUCUAUACUGCUUUAUAUUUUUAAGGGAUGGGGGAAUUUCAAAGUGAUUUACAAACUACAUUAAAGCAUCCGAUAAAACAAUCCAGAACAGAACAUUACUGAAGAAAGUCAAAUACAAAGUAUGCAUUCAAAGCAGCGUAAUUAGCAGGAAGCUAAAAUAUCUUCAAGAUAAUAAAAAUAAAACAUUACAACCACAGAAAGCACAUUUAACACAGCAAAGUUAACAACAACAGCAGCAACAACAAAAAUCUUAAAACAUUUCAAAAGAACACAUCGCUAAUGGAAGUCAGAUAUAAAAAUGCACAUUUAAAUCAGCAUAAUUAGCAAGAGAAUGAAAUAUUAUAAGCAUAGGACAUAUCUGCUGCUGUUGCUGCCAGUCCUGGUAGCUCAGUGGCUAUGAAAGUUCAGGCUUGAUGACCUGGGUUUGCACUAAGAGAGCCAGUAUUUUCUUUGUGCAAUUCUUGGUUCAUCACAGUGUUCAGGUCUGUAAGAGAGCCCUGAGCUCUGGCUAAGAUUUUGCAGUGUAUGGACUGGGUAUAUAUGCUCUCCUGUGGAUUCACUCAAGUAUAACUAGGUAUGUGUUCAUGCCAUUCAGACCUGUUGGAGCACUUUUGUAGCAUAGCACAGUUAAAGGUAUUUUAAAAAACAAACAAACAUAGAAUCAUAGAAUUGCAGAGUUGGAAAAGAUUCCGAGGGCCAUCGUCCAACCUCCUGCAAUGCAGGAAUCCCAACUAAAGCAUCCAUGACAGAUGGCCAUCCAACCUCUGCUUAAAAACCUCUAAUGAAGGAGACUUCACAACCUGCUGAGGGAUAAGGCAUUUAUGCCUAUAAGCAUGAUAGAGGCACCUGGGAGUGAAUUGGACAGGUUUCAAAGGCUAACCUUUAAGCACUAUCAUGUUCAGCUGUAGCUUGCAGCUGGUAGUCUUGCAAUUAGUGGGUUUUCCACCCGCACCCAUUUUUUGUGGCAUUAGGGCAUGGUGGCAGGGGUAUUUUUCCAAGAUACGGUACAUCCCUGAAAAAAGCUGGUGGACAAAAUCCUAGCUGGAGGGGGCAUCUGCAUAAAGAGGAACUAUCAUUUCCUAGAGUACUCUCUGAAUAGAUAAUGUGUGGCACUUGGAUGAAUUUGCCAACUGGGAAGAGCCAGGUUUCCAAAAUACACUCCUAAGUUGAAGGGUAGGGACGCGGGUGGCGCUGUGGGUUAAACCACAGAGCCUAGGGCUUGCUGAUCAGAAGGUCGGUGGUUCGAAUCCCCGCGAUGGGGUGAGCUCCCGUUGCCCGGUCCCUGCUCCCGCCAACCUAGCAGUUCCAAAGCACAUCAAAGUGCAAGUAGAUAAAUAGGUACCGCUCCGGCGGGAAGGUAAACAGCGUUUCUGUGCGCUGCUCUGGUUCGCCAGAAGCGUCUUAAGUCAUGCUGGCCACAUGACCCGGAAGCUGUACACCGGCUCUCUUGGCCAAUAAAGCGAGCUGAGCUCCGCAACCCCAGAGUCAGCCACGACUGGACCUAAUGGUCAGGGGUCCCUUUACCUUUAAGUUGAAGGGUAGAAGUUUCCCAUCUUGAAUAUUGCACUUUUUUUUUUAAAGCAUGGUUAAACUCUGGGUGCUUUUACACCUGAUGCCAAGACCACCUUUCUAUCUCUAUUGUGACUUAAUUUGAAUAUGUUUGAUGAGCUGUGUAACAUGGCAAGCAGCCAUUCUAAAACAUGAAAAGAGAUGUCAACGAGUUAAACAACUAUAAAAAUUUUCGUAGACAUCCCAAAGCAGCCUUGUUUUGGGAAGCUUUUAAUGUCUGAUUUCUAUUUUGCUUUGUUUUAUUUUUAUUUUUGUUGGAAGCCACCCAGAGUGACAGAUGGGCGAGGAAUAAGAGAUUAAUUAUAAUAAUAAUUAUAACUAUUAACGUUGCCCCUAGAAAUGUGACUAAUUCUAAAGUCUCAAGUGGCAUUUCCUGCACUAGAAAAAAGUGGGAGUGGUUGGGUUUUUUUAAUCGACCUGCAAAGGUCUUAAUGUAGAUCACUGUUACUCUUGUCAUGUGAUUUGAAAAAUGCAACAUUCAGUAUAACUACUGGUUUUGAAAGUGUUCUGUGUCCACACAGAUUUUGCUUUAUUUUUAGCAGAAGGAAUGCACUUUUGAACUGUGUGAAAAGCUCACCAGACUGGUACUCUGGACAAGAGGGGAACCAGCACAGAAAGAACCAGUAGUUAGGUUCUUGUGGCUUAGAUAGGUGAGAUGUUGACCUAGACCUCAAAUCUUUUCCAGCCUUUGGGAAGGGAGUUGGGUUUCGGAUUUUCCAGCCAAAAAAAGUUGGAGUGUGUAUAAAUGUGUGUGUGUGUGUGUGUGUGUGUGUGUGUGUGUGGUAACAGGGAGUGGACUUUGGUAACAUGGCACCCUGAGCGAGCACAAAAUUUGGUACCCCCCGCUAUAUUUCUUAUUUUCACCAUAAUUCUUUCAUUUUAAGGUUAUUAUUUGGAGUCCAUUGCAGGGGAACCGCCCAAAUCCGGCGUUGACUGUAGAGCAAUUUACAUAGAACAUCCUCAGCUGGGUUGGUGGAUUUGCUUUGGUGUCGUCUGCUGACGCAGCUCAGGCAGAAGAACAAAAGUAGCAUUGUCUCGUUGUCCCUGUGACAUGUUUUGCCAGUCACUGAGAAGCACCUGGGGCAAGAGAGUCCUAUCUGGAUGGUUCCACGGCAAGAGGUGCGUUGUAUUUCAGCCCUUGGACCUGAGCCAGCGGAGCACAUCUCUGAAAGUGCUCUUAGGAUUAAAUCGAAUUGUGCCUUUUCAAAUACUUGUAAUUAUUCUGAGAAUCUUCCGUUGCAAUUCCCCUCUUCCAAUGAGGCAUAUGUAUACCUGGGGUGGAGAGUAGGCAGUACAGCGGUACCUCGGGAUGCGAACGGGAUCCGUUCUGGAUAUGUAUUCCCUUCCACAUUGACAACAUUCUCAAAUGGCACUAGUGGUGGGAGUGAGUCUUUUCCAGUGUCUUUUGUGGAAAUGUUAUUUAUUCCGUUUUUGCUUGAGCAGAGUUCCAUUGAACCUUGGGCUUUAAGUGAGCUCCCAAGGAGGCAAGAAGUGGCUUCUGGUGUCAUCUAGGUUUCAGCAUAGAAUAUAGCAUGUGAGUGAGAUAAAGCCAAUAAGACAGUGGAUGCAUAUACUAAUAACUGAGCAGGGGUUUUUUUUUGGGGGGGUGCUCCUUCACAGAGGGAGGAAAUUAUAUCCUUUGAAGUGUAAUCUUAGAUGCUUCCCAUUCUCAAUUGAUUAACAUUCUCAAUUGAUUUAGAAAUGUUUGCUGUGGAAAGACACUGGAUAGCCAGCUUGAUACCAGUGCAUCUGCUGUCAUGAGAGUUGGAAAACAUUUAAAAUAAAAAUAAAAAGAGCCUGUACUGUUUAUGACACCUGCAUCAUGUUCUAAAGGUAAAGGGACCCCUGACCAUUAGGUCCCGUCGUGGCCGACUCUGGGGUUGUGGCGCUCGUCUCACUUUAUUGGACGAGGGAGCCAGUGUAUAGCUUCCAGGUCAUGUGGCCAGCAUGACUAAGCUGCUUCUGGCGAACCAGAGCAGCGCACAGAAACGCUGUUUACCUUCCUGCCAGAGUGGUACGUAUUUAUCUACUUGCACUUUGACGUGCUUUCGAACUGCUAGGUUGGCAGGAGCAGGGACCGAGCAAUGGGAGCUCACCCCGUUGCAGGGAUUCGAACUGCUGACCUUCUGAUUGGCAAGCCCUAGGCUCUGUGGUUUAACCCAUAGCGCCACCCGCGUCCCUCAUCAUGUUCUAAUCCUUCCUUAAAAUGGCCAGAUGCUCAAAUGUCAAGAGGAUCUGCCCAACCCUCUGACAGGUGCCAUCCUUUUCAACAUACAUCAUCUUCCCUACCAGAGGCGCCACUUUAUGAGGGCGAUUUGGGGCAUCAACGUCUCGUGCGUGACAUCAUGGCAUCCUACGUGUGAUGCCAGGAUGUUGGGAGGAGCUGGGGCAGAGCCAAACGCGGCAGUUGUGUGGCCUCAGUGGCCAGUGGCGGCCGCUCCUCUUGGUGCUUGAUAACUCUCCCAGUGCCCUAAUCCUGGCUGCUGUGUUUUCUAAAGCUGGUGCAUACAAUACAUAGGGUUGUGUACAUGGCAAAUGAGUGCCUGUGCUUUUGAUUUCAUGAUAUGGCUAUAUAUUUAUUUAAACUUUGUGUUAUUUUUACCAACUCAUAGGACUUUGGUUUGGGGUAGGGGUGUGAUUCCCAUGACUGCCUCAGUCUGUGUGGGGGGGGACCCCAACUUUUGCUGAUUUGUAGCUGAGGAAAGCUUCAAUAAGAUGGUUGUGAAGCUUCUGGUGUGGUGGGGCUUUCACCCUGACCUCAACUUUUGAAACUACAAAUCCCCAUUGCGGGAGGUUUGCAGCAGCAUGCCAGGGCUGAGCUCUCCAUGUGCCACCAGCGUGCGAGUGGGUGCGUGUACAACUGCUUUGCGGUUACAUUUCAGAAACUGCAAGGCAGCAAACACAACAGAAAAAAGCUUGAACAACCUGUUGCAACACAUUCUUAAAAGUUAGAUGGCCGUAGCCUUUCUGAUUCGGACAUAUAUCCAUCAGAUGAACCAAUUAAUCCAACCCCUGGGAUACUAGAAAUAAAAGAAUUUCUGGCUAUUCAGACUGAAUAACCUAACACCCAUGGUCUUGCCAUGGAGAAUACUUGAAACCUUCACCUCUGCUUUUAAUUAUUUUUAAAACCUCCAUUGCAUUUAUUUAGCAAAUGUCUCCUUCCUGAGAUUCUCUCCAUCAUUUGCAUUCUAAGAGCCUGGUGUGAAAUGGAACUAUGGAACUGACUUGUGCGGUAGCGGAAAGUUUUAAGCAAUUUUAAGCUGAUCUCUGUUUUAUCAAAAUAAAAAAAUUCCUUCCAGUAGCACCUUAGAGACCAACUAAGUUUGUUCUUGGUAUGAGCUUUCGUGUGCAUGCACACUUCUUCAGAUCUUAUCAGUCACUUAUUUUUGCUCAUCUGUUUUUGUGCAUAUGCCUCCCCCCCACCGCUGACAUCCUUCUUAUUGUGUGUUCAUGAUGAUUUGUGCUCAUCUGCAACAACUGGUGCCAUUGUAUGCAAUCUCACUUUCAAUACUGUUUGCACCUGCGGACAUUUCGAGGCAAACAUACUGCUUUGUUUCCAAUCAGUGUGUGUCCCAUAACGUAUUCCUGUUGCUGGAAUCCUAUAAUUUUCUUACGCCACAAAUGUUUGCAAGGGCCCUUAAGGACUUCACAAAUUUAUAAACACCACUCCAUAUCUGGAGGUCCUUCCCUAUAAUCCUUGAGGUAUGAGACUCUCUGUAGUUAGUGAAGAAGGAAAUAUACUUUGCACCUGCUUAGGGGCAUUCUCACGAGUUCACCCUUCUAGGGGCAGGGCCCUGCCAGUGAGAUGUUACAGGUGGCUACUGGGGGAGAGCCUUUUUGGUGGCGGCACCUCAGCUCUGUUGUUCCCUCCUCAGAGAGACUCGCUUGGUGCCUACUUGUGGGUUAUUUUAAAUCUGGUGUAAAUCUGGUUUUGAACUACGACUCCAUUAAUCCCUGAACACUGUUAGGCCGCGGAGAGUUGUAGUCAAAAACAUCUGGAAGGUGCCAUGUUGGGAAAUCUGCGACUUCAAUAUUAUUCUGUUGAAACUGUUAAGCUGCCCAAAUAAUGUUGCUGUCUAGUGCACAUACACAUGAGGUCAGUAAAUUAAAAAACGUGCAGCUGUGCUAAGGCCUGGUAUUCAAAGCAGUUCUUGGGGCUGCAUGCAUGCAAGCCCUGGCAAAAAUGCAAGCUUUGCCACCUAGUAAAGGAAGCAUUCUAGCUCAGGGGUGAAACUAGGGGCAGGCAACCUAAGGCCCGGGGGCCAGAUGCGGCCCAAUUGCCUUCUCAGUCUGGCUUGCGGAUGGUCCGGGAAUCAGCGUGUUUUACAUGAGUGGAAUGUGUCCUUUUAUUUAAAAUGCAUCUCUGGGUUAUUUGUGGGGCAUAGGAAUUCGUUCAUUUCCCCCAAAAAAAUAUAAUCCGUCCCACCACACGGUCUGAGGGAAGGUGGACCGGCCCAUGGCUGGAAAAGGUUGCUAACACCUGGGUAAAACUCAUGUAGGGAGAAGGUCCAGCUGCAGACCCUGCUGUCUCUAGUUCAAAGGAUUUCAAGUAGAACCCUGAGAGAGGUCUGAGCCUGAGACCUUGGAGAACUGCUGUCAUUCAGUCAUUACUGAGCUAGAUGGAAUCAGUUGCCCCAUUUAGUAGAAGGUACUCUCAUAACCUUGCUUCGUGUCUGAGUUGGCACCUGGUUCAUCUAAACCUGGGCAUGGAACUCCGCAGCCUUUGCAAGCUGCUUUCUCGGCACAAACAUUGACCCGGGGGGGAGCCCCUUAGUGCCUGUAGCAGAAAAUUGGGGGUUGUGUGCUUCUAAUUCCAAACCAGCCCCACCCUUCUCUCCUCCACCCAAUGCUGCGUGUGGGAUCAGUAAGGGGAGAGAGCGAUGCCGGCGUGGAAAGGGUUAGUGGCUGGGUGCUGGCGGGCUCAGGAAUGCGGUGCUGCCAGUCAAGGGAAGGGCCCUGCUCCCAGGUGCUCAGCCCAAGAACCUCUUUGGAGAUUGUUUUGUUUUUAUUGCUCAAGCUUGUAGGCUUGUUCCCAUAUGGGACGCGUCAGGGAGGCAGUUCCUGUGUUUCACUCUCUGUGGGUUCUGAAGCAGCCACGCCCGCAGCGAGCUACUUCCAGAAUUCAACUGUGAACUGGGAAGUUGAAAACACACACAGUGUGUGUGUUUGUGUGCAUAUUCUCUCACACAAACAUACCAGUGCAUGCCUGUAUGUGCUCACUGAUCCACAGCUAUAUUCAUGGACCUAUUCUCCAUGAAAAACCCUAGCUACACACAAUGCUGUAAGGAGCUUGCAUUCACAUGGACCCAUCACAUUGUGUCACCUCGGUAUGAAUGACUCAAGGGCAAAUGUUCACAGACUCCAGGCAUCUUCUGAAAUAGAGAUCCACGAAGUGGAUCGCUCAGUUGGUGGAGCAGGAGACACUUAAUCUCAGAGCCGUGGAUUCAAGCAAAAGAUUCCUGAAUUACAGGGAGUUGUCCUAGAUGACCUUUGUGAUCCCUUCCAACUCUGCGUACGACUCUUUGAAGUCAUACAUGCAUUUGCCAGUUCUCUUUUGCUGUUUUCUUCCAGCAAUUCCUUGUGAACCUUGCUGAUGGCACCUUCUCCGUACACCACCGGCAGUUACCAUAGGAUCGCUUUCUAGUUAGGAAGUGGAAGCCCUCUCUAGGGUACACCGAAACACCCUGGGGUGGGGUGUAGGAGUCCUGCUGCAUCCAUGCAUGUAGGGACAAAGCAGUUUAAGCGUUGGGUGUGUGCUCAAGGCUCAAUGUUGAGCCAAAGCUUAGCUUGCAGUGUUGUUGCACGAGCCCUGGAAUCAGAGGCAGAGCUAGUUGCUUGGGCACCCAGAGCGGCGCACCCAGCGGCAGGGUGAACUGCCCGUGAGGGCGGGGCGAGCAUCCCAGGGGGCACCACAAGCAGCAAGUGUCCCAGGGGGACAGGGCAAUGAUGUCACACCCCUCAGGGAUGACACCUGGGGCGGACGCACCCACCGCACCCCCCUUUCCUCCGUCAGUGCCUGGAAUAAGCCCAGUAAGGCAGGGUUUGUUAAUGGAAGUGACAGUGAGAACAGGCCCACAACCAAAGGUGGGAGAACCUCUGCCCUGCAGUCUUAUUUAUUUCUCCCCGUUUGGCCUACCAUGCCAUUUGGGUGUAGGGCCCUAUGACGCCAGGUGUACUGCGGGACAGGUUAAGGCAUGACUGGGCCCAGGGCGAAGCAUACCAGUCCAUUCACCCACAUGCAGUAGCAUCCCUAGUAGCCACAAGUCAGCGCAUUGUUAAGCCAAGCCAGAAACUUUCUCACCAGUAUGUAGUCUCCAUAGGAACCCUGGCAGGAGUGAGGCAGUUGCACAGGGAACAGGGCGAAGUAAAACUAUGCAACACUGGAAAAGCACUAGGCAAGACCGGCAGGGAGUCUUGAAGCUGAGAUUAUAUAUGCACCCAGUGGCACUGCAAGCUGGUGAGCAAUACAUGCUGUUUCCUGCAAGUGUCACAAACAGCCACAUUCUUGGAAGCCUGACUUGUUAAUCUGACGUCUUGUUUUGGCACAUCCUACCUCCAGAUGGGUAUGGAGCAACUGUGAACUCUGUUUCGAAAGCCUUUCGCUUGUCUUCUGUCUGCUUUUGUCCUUUGGUGAAAUCGGUGGCACUCCCAGAGGUGAUGCCAAUGAGAUACCUUAAAUGUGCUCAUGGCCCUAUAAUUGACUUGUCUCCUUGACAGCAACCUUGCCUUUAGCAGUAGAUAUGUGUCCUGUCUGGUGGGACUGAGUCUUAACUUUCAUAGCCUUGUUGUUUAUGUGGAUAGCUCAUUCCAGUAGUGCAUUGCUAGCAAUCACAUCCUGUUGGUACUUAAUAUAAUACUGUGGCAAGACACAAAGGUGCCUUAUGACAAAACCUCCUCAACUGUCAAAUGUCAUCUACAGAAAACCCAUGUUAAAUAAUCAUGCAGCAGAUAGAUAAAUAAAGACCACAGCUUUUGGAUUGGAGCCAAGCUUAAUGCUGUCACACUCACUCCACAAUUUAUUUUGUCAGUGUAUUGAAUUCCUUAGUGUGCAUUCUCUCCCUGUUUUGCUCUCCAGAUACUAGUAUCUGGAUGCAUAUCCUUACACACACUGAAAAAGUGUGUACCCCAAGUCCACAUUCAGUGAAACGUAUACUUACAGAUUAUACAAUUCACACCCUAAAAGGUAAAUGUAAAGGGACCCCUGAGCAUUAGGUCCAGUCGUGGCCGACUCUGGGGUUGCGCGUUCAUCUCGCUUUAUUGGCCGAGGGAGCCAGCAUACAGCUUCCGGGUCAUGUGGCCAGCAUGACUAAGCCGCUUCUGGCGAACCAGAGUAGCGCACGGAAACGCCAUUUACCUUCCCGCCAGAGCGGUAUCUAUUUAUCUACUUGCACUUUGAGGUGCUUUCGAACUGCUAGGUUGGCAGGAGCAGGGACCGAGCAAUGGGAGCUCACCCCGUCACGGGGAUUCGAACUGCCGACCUUCUGAUCGGCAAGUCCUAGGCUCUGUGGUUUAACCCACAGUGCCACUCAUGUCCCUCUAAUUCACACCCUAACUUUUCUCAAAUAUGCAUAGUCCACACCCCAGUAUGUUGAUAGUUGCAUGCAAUGUUUUGCAGCCAGAAUUUUGUACUUCUGCAUGGACCUGGAGAAAUGGUGCAUGGUAUAAAUUCUUUGUACCUCAACAGUGCAUGCAGUAGCACUACUCAUGCAUUCGGAGUGCCUUUCUCAAUUCAUUUUCUUCGUUUAUUUAUUUUUUAAAUUUCAUGUGCACAGUGUCUCAGGGCGCAGUGGGGAAGAGGAAUUAGCCACGGAUUAAGAGUGCUUACCACAUUUCUAAGCAGUAGCUUGCCAUUUGGCAGUUAAAUCCCAAUAAAAUUGAAUAUUUGUUGCAUGACCAUUCUACUUUGUAACUGUGGAUGUGCCUUGUGGCUAAUUGUAUCACUUGCUUUUUAAGCAGGCAUAGGCAAACUCCGGCCCUCCAGAUUAUUUGGGACUACAAUUCCCAUCAUCCCUGACCACUGGUCCUGUUAGGUAGGGAUGAUGGGAAUUGUAGUCCCAAACAUCUGGAGGGCCGCAGUUUGCCUAUGCCUGCUUUAAAAAGCAAGCUUGUUAGCUACCCUAGGACCAGAAGGCGAUUUGCUUAGAGGCAGGGUAUUCCUGUGGAUCAGAACCACUGCAGUGAAUGAAGCAGGGAGCUUUGCGAUGAGAGGCAACUGGCUGCCUUUGGAUGACUCAGAUGAAUAAUGAGGAUAAUAGAGGUCUGCUCCACUGGAUUGUUAUGUAGAUAACAGGAUGAAGACUGUAAAGUACUUUCCUUCUUUUUUACUCAUUGAAAGUGCUCUAUGAAUAGACAUUUGUAAGCUUUGAUAAGCUUUACCUUUUGCAGAGCCAACUAGAUAACCACAUCAUUUCGGCAACUACUUGAGUGAUUUAGUGGGUUUUCAUGCUUUUUCAUAUUGCACCAGACUUUCUGGCUUUAAUCACAGUUACGAUCUUUUUACUGUGUUUUUUUAAUGUCAUGAAAACAUGCUUCAACAUGCACUUGGCAACAUAUGCCCAAGAUAUCGUGGUUCUCCUUCACCCUGAUAUUUUCUCUUUUUUUCUCCUGAAAAAGAAUACCCUCCAACAGUGCUCUUUUUCCUUUAAAAAAAUGUUUAGGGGUACUCUCAUUUUCCUACUCAUAUUGAAAUACUGCCCCUCAAUGAGGUCAAACUUAGAUUCACAAAAUGUUUAGGGGUAUGUGUACGCCUGCGUACCCCAAGGGGGGAAAAAACUGCCCUCCAACAUACAAUGGAUUGCGUGCAUCAAAACUGCUGUCCUGUUGAUAGCAAGAUUGCUUAAAUCCCACUGGGUGGUUAUUGAACUAAGUUUUACUCAGAGUAGACCUGUUGAAAUUAAUGGGCCUAAUUUAUCCAUGUUCAUUCAUUUCAAUGGGUUUACUCUGAGUAAAACUUCACUGAAUACCACCCAUUGAAUUUGGUGGGAUAUAAGCAACCUAAUUGUGUGCAGGAAUGCAGCCCAAAUUUGCAGCAAAUCUGAAAGACACCAUAGAGCUUGUAUCUCUUUUGUGGGCAGGCGCCAGCUUUCGUGCUUUGGCUUAUCAAGUUUUGUACAAUGAAGCUGAAAACAAAACCAGGGGCAGUACAUAUUUGCUUAGUUUGCAGAGAAAUAUAAACUUUUAUUCUUAAUUUAAAUCCUGCCUUUCCUCCAAUGAGUUCCAGGCAACAUACAUGGUUUUCUUGGUCCCCUCCUGCGUAUUUUAUUCUCCCAACAACCCUGUCAGGUAGAAAGGGCUAAGAGAAAUAGCAAGUGGCCGAAGAUCACCCAGUGAGCUUUACAGAUGAGUGAGAAUUUGAACCUGCAACCCUAAUUGAACACUCUAACCACUGCACCUCACCAUGACAUCUAAUUAGUCAACCUCCAGCUUCAGUUGAUUGACGGGUGAGGGCUAAUUUUAACUGACAACGCUACAAGUUGAGAAUACAUGUGCUUGCUUUCUGAAGCUUGUGGUGUGUUAAACAGGAGUGAAAAGAUGGCCUCUUGUAGUUGUGUUCAGACUUGACGGCAAACCAUGGUUUGCCCUGACAUGAAGACGUUGUGGCUAGCCUCCUUGCCUUUCCCCUGCCUCCACUGAAAGAGAAGAUUAGAAGUUUAAUUUGCCAUUUCAUCCAAAUACCACAAUGAAUCCCAAGCCGGAAUUAAGAUUGCUGGAAGAAAUAUCAACAACCUCAGAUAUGCAGAUGACACAACCUUGAUGGCAGAAAGUGAGGAGGAAUUAAGGAACCUUUUAAUGAGGGUGAAAGAGGAGAGCGCAAAAUAUGGGCUGAAGCUCAGCAUCAAAAAAACGAAGAUCAUGGCCACUGGGCCCAUUACCUCCUGGCAAAUAGAAGGUGAAGAAAUGGAGGCAGUGAGAGAUUUUACUUACUUGGGCUCCAUGAUCACUGCAGAUGGUGACAGCAGUCACGAAAUUAAAAGACGCCUGCUUCUUGGGAGAAAAGCAAUGACAAACCUAGGCAGCAUCUUAAAAAGCAGAGACAUCACUUUGCCAACAAAGGUCCGUAUAGUUAAAGCCAUGGUUUUCCCAGUAGUGAUGUAUGGAAGUGAGAGCUGGAUCAUAAAGAAGGCUGAUUGCUGAAGAAUUUAUGCCUUUGAAUUAUGGUGCUGGAGGAGACUCUUGAGAGUCCCAUGGACUGCAAGAAGAUCAAACCUCUCCAUUCUGAAGGAAAUCAGCCCUGAGUGCUCACUGGAAGGACAGAUCCUGAAGCUGAGGCUCCAAUACUUUGGCCACCUCAUGAGAAGAGAAGACUCCCUGGAAAAGACCCUGAGAUGGAGGGCACAAGGAGAAAGGGACGACAGAGGAUGAGAUGGCUGGACGGUGUUCUUGAGGCUACCAGCAUGAGUUUGACCAAGCUGCGGGAGUCAGUGGAGGACAGGGGUGCCUGGCGUGCUCUGGUCCAUGGGGUCACGAAGAGUUGGACACGACUAAAUGACUAAACAACAACAAGGGUUGUAAACCACAGCUCGACCCUGGCUUUUAGGUCUCUGCUGCAGUCAAAGCAUACUAUCCAAAUGCCCCGUUUUAAGAGGGACAGUCACAGUUUCUUUGAAGGCUCUGCCUUCACCCAGGGAUGCCCAGAUUUUGCACCGCCUGCAGAUGGGGGCCAAGGAAGUAGCUCCUCCAGUGGCGACAGCAUUAGGAAGGAGUGCUUCCUGGGCUUUGGGAAGAAGGCACAAGGCCCAUGUCCCAAUUUUUAUCAGAAGAAUGUUGGUGCGUAUGUUGAACACAGUGACAAACUAUGGCUUUCCAUUUAGCAGAACCUGAAUGUCAGAUGGCAAUGGUGGUUGCUUGUGAGUAACCAGGCAGGACUCCGACCCGUCUUCUACAGGUUUUAUUUUGGUGCAAAACUAUUUACAGUGCAGCACCAUAAGUUCAUGUCUGUCUCAAUCACUAGCAGAAUCCGGGAGUGGUCCCUUCCGGGUCCUCCCUCAACAUAAGAACUUAGUCACCCCCAGCCGUUUCCUUCCUUCUUUGUGUUUUACCCCUCUGCGCAAGGUGGGCGAUGGAAGAGGCAUGUUUCCCUCCUGGCUGGCUUGGCCAGGAGCAGUGCUGAGGCUCCCCGCAGCAUCCUCUAGCCCUUUCCCCUCCUUUACCUCGGAGGUGUGGCUUUCCCCACCCUCAGACUGACGAGGUGCGACGCUGGGGCUCCCAGCAGCACCCUCUGGUCCCUUCCCCUCUUCCCCAUUGGAGGUGUGGCUUUCCCCACCGCAGGAAGAGGAACUGCUUUGCAAGAUUUUUUUGGAGAUUCCCUGUAUCCCAACAGCCCCUCUGCCUCCCUUCCCUGUUCCGAUGCCAGUCCCCUGACACUGAAGCUUUGAACCCUUCAUUUAUAAUGUCCUUUUUAAGCAGCCUGUUACACUUGCAAGUGGUGCUGGUUAGUGGCAGGUGAUGAUAAAGCGUUAAAGCUUUGUUCAAAGCAUGCAUCUGGGUUCUGUGUGCAUCCUAAUGGGCAUUUGCAGUGAUAGAAUCUGGCAAAGUUGUUCUAGGUUAGUUUGCAAGGAGUUCAAGGGGGUUUGGGACUGGAAGGCUUGGAUUUGAGUCUCUGGCUAUCUGUGGGCUUCCUGGCAGGCAUUUUGGCCCAGUCACACUGUGUCUCACUUCUGUAAAACUGGUGAACUUUCCAGGACAGUCGCGCUUGAUAGCUGAUCUUCCAUUUCUAGCAUCCCAGCCAGUGAUAACUUCUUGCUGCAAAGUUAGAAAAAUAAUGCUCCCAGGCGCGGCCUCUUUGUAACCCGAAAGCCCAGAAAUCAUAUUAAAAAGAGCUUCAGUUGUCCCAAUAUUAUGAUUUGGGGGUCCUGCCCCAACUUUUGUGGCUGGCAACUCUGUAGCUGAGCCUUUAAUGGAAGCUAACAAACAUCUCUGUGGUGUAGGCCAAAUUCUUAUUUUUCUUUCUUUCUGGUUUAGUUCUCCGUUUAGGUGCUUCAUGUUAAAACACACACACACACACACACACACACACACACACACACAGGCUUUUCAAAAGGCUGUUGCUAUGUUCCUUCUUGAAAUACUUUUGCAAAGUCUGUGGUGGAGUCUUUCUGUCUUUUUGGGUGGGGGAGAAGGGAGCCCAACUCAACAACAACUCGUUCCAUUGUGGGCAUUGAGGACUAUGGAAAAUGUACACCAUGGCAGCUUAAUUUCAGAGGAUUUCAGUGCCUCUAACCAUGAGCAACGACUCCCUUGAUGCUCAUGUUUGCAUAUUCCUUAUAAACACCUUUUACCAUAACCUUUGCCCGCUAAGUGCCAACUCAGCCUUUCGCACAAUCCUGUCAUUGUGUUGUCCCUUUUCUCCUCCGGACUUCUUUUUUUUAAGUAAAGUGGAAAAUACAUGUAGCUUUUUCCACCUUGGAAUAAGCUUUUUUAUUUUAUUUUAAAGCCAACAAACCUAACUGAAUGGCUUCUGUCCAAAUUCAAAUCCAGUCCCCCAUCCCAUACCUCAAUUCUACACGAAACCAAUUUUUUCUCCCUCCCCUCCCCUCCCACUGGCCCCGGACCACUCCAGACACGCUUGCAGACAGCAAAGGAAAGUUUAGGGGCUUUUUCUUUCCCCCUCUCUUUCUCUCUCUCUCUCUCUCUCUCUUUGAUGAGGAGGUUAAGGAAUGUGGUGUGCUCCAUGUUCCCUUAGUAUUUGUGGCUGCCAGGGUGCUUGGGAUAGGAGAGCAAAUUGAAAUUAGGGGUUAUUAUAGCUAAGGAAGGGGCUCAUUUCUGCAUGAAAGGAACCCCGCGUUCUCAAAACCAUAAAGCGCCACGAUUAAAAAAUUAUGCGCGUUGGAUGAACAUGCAAAAGGGGCAUUAUUUUCCUAAUGUAUUCCAGUUAUCAAAUCUGGUGUAGUAGCAUAAAUCUUUUAGUAGGGCCAAUUGAAGUGUGUGUGUGUGUGUGUGUGUGUAAGUGAGGAGUGGGAAUGGAAAGAGGGAGGGAGGGCAGCGUUUGUAACUUUUUUUUUGGCAGGGAUUUUGGAUUGUGCAGAAGACGGGAGUAUUGGUAGACAUGUGUAGGCAAAGCAGAGACAGGAGGAGGGGAAACGAACUGCUCCAUCUUAAUCUGGAACAGAUUGCUGUGACUCCUUGCCACUUAAGAGCGUCAGCUCAAGAGGGCUGCCUGGUCUAGUCGAAGGCAUGAUUGAGCUUGGAUCAGGAAAGGCUUUGGGUGCAAGUUCUCUGCUAAGCCGAGGCCGUUUACCUCCCUAACCUAUGCCAAUGGGUGGGAGGCUGGAGUUCUGUUGGAGAAAAGGACAGGAAAAUGUGUGUAAUGUGUGUAAUGGGACGCGGGUGGCGCUGUGGGUUAAACCACAGAGCCUAGGACUUGCCGAUCAGAAGGUUGGUGGUUCGAAUCCCUGCAACGGGGUGAGCUCCCGUUGCUCGGUCCCUGCUCCUGCCAACCUAGCAGUUCGAAAGCACGUCAAAGUGCAAGUAGAUAAAUAGGUACCACUCCGGCGGGAAGGUAAACAGCGUUGACAUGCGUUGCUCUGGUUCGCCAGAAGCGGCUUAGUCAUGCUGGCCACAUGACCCGGAAGCUUUACGCCGGCUCCCUCGGCCAGUAAAGCGAGUUGAAUGCCGCAACCCCAAAGUCGGCCACAACUGGACCUAAUGGUCAGGGGUCCCUUUACCUUUACCUUAUGUGUGCAAUAAAUAUUUAUUUAUUUAUUGCAUUUUUAAAAUCCUGCUCCUUCUCUGAAGAGCUCAGGAUGGCCUGCAUGGUCCCUCUCUCCUUUUAGCUUCACAACAAACCUGCAUCAUAGGCUAGGGUGAGAGAGCGACAGAGAGGGAAAGUGGCCCAGCGUAAAGGCUGAGCGUGCAUUUGAAACAGGGGCUCCAUGGUCUAAUUCCAAUGCUCAAACUAUAUAAAAUGCAAAGGGUGUGUAUGGUCCUUGGAAGGACCAUAGGUUAAUGGUGGAGAUUCAAUCCCUGACAUAGAACCUUUCUGGAAAUCCAGGAUUGCUGCUGACGGUCACACGCCAUUCUACCAUGGCAGGGCCGGCCCUACCACUAGUCAGAAUGAGGCAACUGCCUCAGGCAUCUUUUUGGGGGGUGUCGCAAAAAGGCAACACUUUUUUUUAAAAAAAGUUGUUGCUGUAUUUUUAAUGCCAGGAAUGGGGAACGGCACUUGCGAGAUUUUCUGCCUCAGGUGCCAAAAUGAGGGGAGGGGGUUGCUGUUCCAUCUCAGGUAGCAAAGUAUUUUCGGCUGGCUGCCUAGCCAACCACGCGCCACACCAGGGCUUCCUGAACUUGGGUCUCUAGCUGUUGUUGGACUACAAGUCCCAUCACCCCUAGCUAGCAGCACCAGUGGGUCAGGGAUGAUGGGAAUUGUAGUCCAAAAACUGCUGAGGAAACCCUGUUCUACACCAUGGCUGGGGAACCUGGGGUCCUGCAAAUGUUGUUGAACAUCAGCUCCAAUCAUCCCUAACCAUGCUGGGCAGGGGUGAUGGGAAUUAGAGUCCAACAUCAUUUGGAAGUUCCCUGUCCCUUAUCCAUGCAAUUCUCACUCUCACCUUUUGUUUUACAAAAUUGCAAUGGGUGCUCUUCUGCAGAAAAGCUAGACAUCUUCAGUUUCUCCCCUCUCCCCACAAAAACCCCUCUCAGCAGAGAGUCCAGGCACCCCAUUGCUUUCUUUGCAACCUUGUUCAAUUGUUGCUUCUUGUUCGAGUGCCUAUUUCCACAUUCUGCCUUCUCCUCCUAGGAUGUGGUUGAUUAUUUGGGGCUCCUGCAGAAACUUUGUGGGGGGAGAGCAGGAGGGAACCGGAAAUUUGGUUCAGCUGAAGGAAGGACCAGAAAGGGGCAGGGUGGUGAGUGUGGGUUGGGGGAGGAAUUUGGUACUCUACCAAAAAUAAAGGCUAGACAGAUGUGUUGGUGCAGGGUGUCAUUUUGAGGUUAGUGUGAGAUGAGUGCCAAAGUUCAGUCUUCUACCUUGCUGGGGCCAAAUCCGUUAAUGGCCUCGGUUUCCCUUUUGCUUAAAAGUGUAUGCUCUUCAUGGGCAGAGACAUGUGUGUGUGUGUGUGUGUGUGUGUGUGUGUGUGUGUGUUUGAGACUUGUGUGUCUGUGUGUGUUAGAGCACGCAGUGACAUAGAAAACACAGCGAUCUAACAAAAAAGUCUUUGAAACGAGAUGGCUCCAGGCUGCUGCGAACUAUCAUGUUAGUUGUUCCAAAGAAUUUAUUUUUUUGUUUUAUUUUUUAAAAAAAUAUAUUUUAACAGCGCUGGUUGUUUCUUAGAAACGCGGCCCCUCCCCACACCACAGAAAUAUGGAGAGGCAUAAGCUCCUUUGCCCAUGAGGGAUAGGAACAAUUAAAGGAGCCUGGGAGAACAUAUGGGUUUCAGUGUCUCCAUCUUGGAUGAAUCCCAGAGAAGAAGGAGCCCCAUUAGAGUGACCUCUCUGUGACCCCCACACUCCCAUCCUCUGAUGGGGCAAUGCAAGGUCCAGGAUCCCUCUAAUGGCGAGGGAAUCGGAUGCAUGCCUGGAAUUAAGUUGAACUCCGAAUGGUGUUUUAGAGGGAGGCGGGAGCCUCGGCUGGGUUUUUAUUGAUGUUCCACCGUUUAAAAACAUUCCCUUCUGUAACCAGCCCGCUCCCCACCUCCUCCCCCACCCCCCAAAAAGGCACCCCUUCCUCUUCUUCCCCUCUCUCCUCCUUGAGGCAACUGUGCCCCAAGCCCGCUGGCAGGAGCCGGUGCUGUUUUCUUUCAGUGGGUUUCUUUCCCGGUUUCCGUGUGCUUGGACACCUCGGCCUGACGGCGCGUUUAUUUUUGGAACACGAGCUUCAAGAGAGGCCCUCACAUAUGGAAAAGUUUACGGAAAUGAAGCCUUUAAGUUAGCUGCUCGCUUGAAAUCUCGUGGCUUUAGCUGCUCAGGGCACUUGGCAGAACCCACAGCAGUGGGGAAAAGGGGGUGGAUGGGGAGGGAGGGGGGGCGAAGGCGGAGUGAGCCAAAGUCCUCGCCGUUUUAAAGGAGCCGAGCGCAAAGGGGUUGCCCCACCCCACCCCAUACCGGUGGGUAGAUUUGGCUGGGGCACACACCACAGAGGUGGUGCCUAGCAUGGUUUUUCUUCUGUUUCCUUGCCAUCGGCUGCCAGGGGGCACUGCCAGGGUGUGUGUGUGUGUGUGUGGCUAGGUAACCAACCAAAGGACACUGCUUCGAGGAUGCCAAAGGAUGUCUGUAUUGUGCGUGUCUGUGCCUCUCAGUUGUACGGUAAAGAGGUAAAGGGACCCCUGAUCAUUAGGUCUAGUUGUGGCCGACUCUGGGGUUGUGGCUCUCAUCUCGCUUUAUUGGGCAAGGGAGCCGGCGUACAGCUUCCGGGUCAUGUGGCCAGCAUGACUAAGCCGCUUCUGGCGAACCAGAGCAGCGCACGGAAACGCUGUUUACCUUCCCGCUGGAGCGGUACCUAUUUAUCUAUUUGCACUUUGACGUGCUUUCGAACUGCUAGGUUGGCAGGAGCAGGGACCGAGCAACGGGAGCUCACCUCGUCGCGGGGAUUCAAACCGCCGACCUUCUGAUCGACAAGUCCUAGGCUCUGUGGUUUAACCCACAGCGCCACCCGCGUCCCUUCAGUUGUACGGUAGUGGGUCAUUAUUAUUUUGCUCUCCCGCUUCCCCUUCUCUCCACGCAUUGCUCCUUCUCGCCCUGCAGCUGGCAUUCUGUGGGGCAGCAUCGCUGAGGCCGCCCAUGCCUUGCCUGUGGUACGCUUGAUGCAUUAGCCGCCUCAAACUGGCCUCAUACUGGGGUGGAACCACAUCCCGGUGGGAGAAGAAAAAUGAAAGAAAGGGAGUGGGGAGGGAGAGGCAAAAAACCUAAAGAGGGAGUAGGGGCAGCAGGCAUGAAGCAGAGGCGAAAGUAAGAGUGUGCAGUGUGUGUGUGUGCGCGCUCAUUAAAGAAGCGAGGGUAUAGGGAGCGGAGGUGAAGAGUGAGUGAUGGGCUGGGGGCUGGGGGUGGAAUAGGGGGUAGCUCUGAGAGCCAGAGACACAGAGUCGGCAGGAAAAGGCGCUGCCUGGGCUGUUGUAAAUUAGGCCUGUGGUGUUGGGUUCCAUGUGGAAGAUGUGAGCUCACAUUCUACCCCCAGGGUGGUACAGCCCCAGCCAAGCGCUGGCAGCAAGAACAUAAGCUCCAUUUAUCUGGGAACCUGAAAUGACUCUUGAUUUAAAUCAUAUGGUAAAAAGUACCCAAAGAAGAAGGAGAAAAGAGAAAAAAAGGAGGGGGGGGGACUUGCCUGCUUUUGGAGAUGGUUCAAAAGGGAAAAUACGCACACGCCCUCGCGGAGAGAAAGGCUUAAAGGGACAGCGUCUUGGUUCCCAGUUUGCUAGGCAGGCUGGAACGUGUGUGUGUGUGUGUGUGUGUGUGUGUGUGUAAGUGUGUAAACUGAGGCUGAGCAGCAGCUCAGUUCCACACCCUCCUCAAUUGGAUUUGGGGACUGGCGCGGGAUCCGGCUUCAAAAUUAUGGAACUCAGCUUCAAAUUGCCCUGGGAAGGAAGGGCUUUGUAUGAGCAUAAGAAGCAGUGUCAUGCGGUGAGGUUUUUCAUAGGGAAACAGACUGGGACAGAGGCUUCAGCUUGCAAGGGCGAUUGGUGGGGGGGGUGGGGGUGGGCAUGAGCAUCCAUCCUCCCUCCCUAAGGGAUUUCCAGUAACUCGUGUCUUCAGGGCAAAGACCUAAUACAGAAAUAAGACAAAGUCUGUAAAUCUGUUCUCUGAGGGAACCUACCUAGAAGGGUGCUCUUAGCUGGCUUCCUACUGCUGUCGGGUGGGAAAUCACUCUCUUUCCCUUGGGGAAAGUGUCCCCUUUGUCCUUACCUAUUGUGUCUGGUGCUGAAAAUGCCAAAGGCAAAAGAAAAUCUUAAAUAUAUAAUUUUUAACUCUUGUGAUUUGAGGGCAACCUCAGUAUAUAAACUGGGGUUUGUUUGUUUUUUGGCGAUCAGCAGUUGAGGGCCUGUAGGGGAUGCCACCACUGGGAGCUGCCCAUCUGGUGUUGACAGAUGACAGGGCCUUUUCCGUUGUGGUUCCCAUGAGUGGAAGGCCAUCAGCCUCCCUCAUUUAUUGACACCCAGGAGAAAUUUGAAAACAUUCCUGUUAACCUGGACAUUUGAUGGCUGGAGGGAGAUGCUCCUAGCAACUGCGACAUCAUCACUGGCUGAGAUAAUGUUUGUAAAUGCUUUUUAAAAAAUGUUUUAUCAUUGCUGUGUCUGCUGCCCUCCGCUCCUUAUGGAGGAAGGGCAGGAUAGAAAUCAAAUCAAUCAAUCAAUCAAUCAAUCAAUCAAUCAAUCAAUCAAAUAGAUAGAUAGAUAGAUAGUUGUGGUUUGCCAGGUGUCUAUGCUACAGAGAAGGAUUGGCCAGGAAAAGCCUUUAGUGGCUGUACUGGAGGGAGAGAGAGAGAGAUAGAUAGAUGAUAUAAAGUUCUGCUUGCCAGACUGCUCUUGUUUGCCUCCUGGGCUGCCACAUCAUUGUAGUCUGUUCUCUACCCCCUGAAACCAUGACUCUUUCUGGCCCUACCCUCCAGGACUCAAUCCUAAUAACUUAGUUCAGUGCCAGGCCUGAUUCCUGAAAAUCGGAAGGUCAUGUGUACCCUUGAUUGUGUGGCAAGUGCAUCUCAAUUUACCACCGAAUAACCCCCCCCCAAAAAAAAACCAAUCCCACACACCUGGUAUUUUGGGACAGGAUUUCCAGCCUAAGAUGACUGGUUUCUGGGCAUGUUUCAGCAUCAACAACUCUUAUUUUGGAAAUUUAUCACCACCCACGUCCCUACUGCUUUUGCUAGUAGGUUUGUUGAUGCUUUUUACCUGCACUGAGUUUGUAGCCUUAAAAGCAUUCUCACGUGCAGAAAUUAAAAGAAAUCAAGCUUUACCUUGUAUGGAACUAAAAGUGGCACAAAAAGCUUUAUCUGCUAAUUUCGGUGUGUUCCGGGCUGUUGCAGGCACAGGAGGAUAAAUAAAAGGUUGACAAUCUUAUUCCCAGGUUCCCUCUAAACCUGUCCACUCAGUUUCCCCUUCCUCAGCUUCCUGCUUUCUCUCUAUAUGCAUUGCUGUGGUCAUUUUCCUGUAGUGGCCUCUUCACCUAAUAUGUGUGUUCCCCGAUUUUUUGGGGGUGCCAAGACUCCUUUCAGAGCUUCAGGAUCCCUGGAGGAGCUGCUCUCAUCCUUACAGAAGAGAGAGCCCACAUUUCAUUUCCAUGUACCCAUUGAAGUCCAUGACUCUGCCAACUUUCAGCUUCUUUUAGACAAUGGGCAUUCCUUCCCAUGGUUUCUUUCUUAUACUUUUGUUAUGUACUGAGUUGAAUAGGAUCCAAAAAGCAGCAGUCUGAUUGGUCCUAGAACAAUAGGAUUCAAUAUGCAGCAGUCUGAUUGGUCCUAGAACAAUGGGAUUCAGAAUUCAGAAGUCUGAUUGGUCCUAGAACAAUGCAGCUGUAUGAUUGGUCCGCAGGAGCCACCCAAUCCAGCUCCAGGUGGAAGUGAAUCCACAACCUGAUUGGCCUACAGGAGUAUCCCGGAAUUAGCCAAUCACGUGCAGCCCAUUGUGUAAAUAAUGUAUAUAAAGCAGAUAUUUUGGGGGAACAUUCAUUCCUCCUCACCACUAUGAGUUGAAUAAAGAGCAUGAAAUCCACUCUCGACUUCUGAGUAUAUUUCAACUAUCCUCACUUUGGGAAAUCUUAGCAUAAGGCCAAAAUCACGUGUGCAUAGUUACUUUCUCUGCUUUGAGCAAUGCCCACUAUUUGUCCACCAUUACUGUCUACUCUAACUGGAAGCAGCUCUUUAGAGGAGAGGGGGGUGGCAGGGCUGUCAAAUUUCAUGUGCACCUUUGAAGCUCUCAGAUGGGAGGCUGCCCAGGACUGCAUUGCAAUGCCAUUGAAAUUGUGAAUCGGAUUGACCAUCAGUUGGCCAGAUCUGCAAGCUGUCGGGUAGGAGGCUGCCCUGAACCUAAGGAGAGCUUUGCAGUUGAACAUCUGACCUGAUCUAUGCUUUCAAAGGAGCUUCUCUUUUUACUUACUCAAUUCAUCCCUGCUCCGUUUCCCCUUGGAUCAAUGGCCCCUUCUCCCAAAACGUUUGCUUUUAGAAUCUCUGGCAGAAUUCGUCUACAUCACCAGCUACUUGAUGUUUUUAACUGGAGGUGGCAAGUAUUAAACCUGGAGAUUUAUUUACCCCAUUUUUCGCUCUAUUAGACGCACCGGACCAUAAGACGCACCUAGUUUUUAGGGAAGGAAAACAAGAAAUAAGAAAGCAAUGCAAAGCCUCCUGAGCUAAGAGGGAGCCCUCCUCUCUCUUCGCUCAGGAGGCUUUGCGGGGCUAUCCCUGAAGCCAGGAGAGCAAGCGGGAUCGGUGCACACCGAUCCCACUUGCUCUCCUGGCUUCAGCGAAAGCAAGCCUCCUGGCUUUCUCCCCACCUCCCGCAAAAGCCCUGCGCUCUUUAGAAGGAGCACGGAUCUUGGGGGCUUUUCUGCCGCACGCUCUGUCCCUUCCCCCACCUCCCGCAAAAGCCAGGGAUAGCCAUGCGAAGCCUCCGCAGGGCAGCGAGAUGAAGGAUCCCCGCUGCCUUGCAGAGGCUUCACGCCGCUAAGGCAGAAGCUAGAAUAGCUAGAGGGAGCACUGUGCAGUGCUCCCUCUAGCUGUUCUGGCUUCUGGGGUAGCCCGUGAAGCCUCCACAGGGGAGCGGGAUGAAGGCUCCCUGCUGCCCUGCGGAGGCUUCACGCGGCUAAGCCAGAAGGUAGAACAGCGAGAGGGAGCGCUGUUCUGGCUUAGCCUUGCAGCCUUGCAGCCUUCAUUCGCUCCAUAAGACGCACACACAUUUCCCCUUUUUAGGAGGGGGAAAGUGUGUCUUAUAUUUAUUGCAUGCCAUCCCUGAGCUCUGCUACUCAGCUAUGCUCCCUUUAGCUAAUGUGGGAGGAGGAAGCACUCUCCCAUUUGUCUACAUGGUUGGGGGACAAUCUGAUAGUGUAUAAAUCCAGAACUUUCCCCUUCUCUUUUGCAUUACCUUUCUUACUGCCAUUCCUUCCAACGUCCCCUAUCUCUGGUGAAAAACUGGCAACACUGAGCAAAGUUUUUGUUGAAAUCAUAGGAAGUAUUAUAUGUGCACCAAUGUUGGAACACAUAUCUGCUCUUUUAAAAGAUGGGGGAACCCAACGCCUAGUGAAGCUGGGAAGGGUAUGACCAACGUUAUUAGCUUCCUCCCCCACCCUUCAAGAGAACAUGUAUGUGCACACCAGCCCUGGUGUACAUGCAAAAUUUUAAAUUUUUGUCGAGGAAAGGAGGGUGCAAUAUUUGUUAUAUGUGGGAGCCAUCUCUCACCUGUACAAGAAUGAGAGGUUGAAAUAUAAGAAGCUUCCCAAGCUGUUUGACUCUAUGGGGAAAUGGUGGGUGAAGAAGCAAACGUUUAACUUCAAGUACAACACCCUCAAGUACAACAUCCUGCCAACCUAGCAGUUCAAAAGCAUGUCAAAGUGCAAGUAGAUAAAUAGGAAGGUAAACGGCGUUUCCGUGCGCUGCUCUGGUUCGCCAGAAGCGGCUUAGUCAUGCUGGCCACAUGACCCAGAAGCUGUACGCCGGCUCCCUCGGCCAAUAAAGCGAGAUGAGCGCCGCAACCCCAGAGUCGGUCACGACUGGACCUAAUGGGCAGUGUUAUGCACUGAAGUUCUCACCCUGAGCCAGCAGGGGGAUACUGUAGAUAGUUUUCACUCAGGUCCACAUAUGCAAAUAAGGGAUUGAAAGUGACGUUCAGUGAUUGGAUAGUUACAGAAAAUGGUUACUGUUGCGUUCUAGUGGAGCUCUAUUCAGUGGUGCCUCGCAAGACGAAAUUAAUCCGUUCCGCGAGUCUCUUCGUCUUGCGGUUUUUUCGUCUUGCGAAGCACGGCUAUUAGCGGCUUAGCGGCUAUUAGCGGCUUAGCGGCUAUUAACGGCUUAGUGGCUUUAAGAAAAAGGAAACAAACUCGCAAGAACUCGCAAGACGUUUCAUCUUGCAAAGCAAGCCCAUAGGGAAAUUCGUCUUGCGGAACGACUCAAAAAACGGAAAACUCUUUCGUCUAGCGAGUUUUUCAUCUUGCGAGGCAUUCGUCUUGCGGGGCACCACUGUAUAAGCAGGCUGGCUGAACCCUUCAGUUCAGUUCUGUUCUGGUCUGUGAAUAAACAAGAGCUGUUUGAAGAAUCGCUGUGUCGUCUGAUAUGUUCACCCACAACUUAACAGUCAGGGGUCCCUUUACCUUUACAACAACCUCAGCUAGAACAUGACGGACAUUAAUGUGCUUCCGGUGUGCUUCUUCUCUCCCAUGCAGGACAUCACAACAGGAAGAGGAAGAAGAGCAACAACACCUUCGCUGGGGGGCUGA